AUCAUUGAGAAGAGUGAAUUGAAGACCUUCUUCGAAAGCAACUGUUCGCAGAUUUAUUUUAUCUUCUAUGAAAAUUUCAUUACACUGGAAAGUAACUUAAAGCAAAAAGGUAAGGAAGGGUGUGCUGCCUGUGUGUCUGUUUAAAAAAGGCUACUACCCCAGUAUCCACCCCAGUAGUAGAGUUUAUAACUAGCUGGGUAAUGGAUUUUUCAGCUCGUUCAGAGCUGGUGUCAAGUUCAAUUCUGCAGGGGUUGUAGUUUUCAUUCCAAUGACUUCCCUUAGCUGUUCAAAGCCAAUUAGAUGAACAUGAAUUCAGAUCUGGUAUUACAUUGCAGCAGUGAAAUUAUUUGAGUGCCCAACCAAGGAAUGUUCAGUGAUUUGGGACCAUUCAGAGGGGAAAAAGACAACUAGUAAGACAAGGCACAAAGACCCAAAUUAAAUCAAGCUUUAUAUAUACAUGUAUAUAUAUGAAUGCAACAGAAUGCACUUCACAGGAAAAAAAUUGAAAUAAAAACAAACAAUGAAAAUAAAAACUGAAAUAUUUACUACACAACAAACAUAAGACGAUAAAAACCGAAAGACUAAAAAAGCACCCUAAGGAAAAGCAAAGCUAAAAAGGUGCGUUUUAAGAUAUCUUUCAAAUAUGUCCAUAGUUUUGGCCCCCCUCAGGUUCUCUGGCAGGUUAUUCCAGAGGCUGGGGGCAUAGUAACUAAAGGCUGCCUCUCCAUGCCUAUUGGUGCUAGGCUUUGGGAGAGUUAACAGGCCAGUGCCAGAGGACCUGAGGGACCUACUGGGUACAUAACUCAAAAGCAUGUCUGAUAUGUAUAAUUUGAUACUGUAGAGGGACCACCUCCUCAGCCCACAGUGGAGAUUCUGGGGAACUAUAGGAAUGUCAUUAUUUUAGGGUUUGGUUCAUAUAUUUUUAUAUCUUCUGUCACUGAAAGAUAUCUGUACACAACAGAAUGUGUAAAAUGUUCCGGUGUAGAAAGCGUAGAUUAGUACAGGGGUUCCAAAACUUUUUUGCUUCAGGGACCCCUUUUGUGAGAGCAAAUUCAUCAGGGACCCCCUCAUAAUAUCAGAACACAACUCCUACUUUAGAGAGCAAUACAAAUAGCAUACAAGCAGUUUUACCUUGACUUCUUCAGUGCAUGGCCGGACUAAUCAAGUCUCGGGUCCUGGGAAAUAACAUUUUAAAGGCCCCCCUCUUGGCAUCAGAGAUAACAUUUUGCAGUUUUAAAGCUAAUUUCCUGCAAUUCUACACAUUUUGCCAUGGAGCAGAGAACAACAUUUUGAGUUGAAGAAAUGUAUCAAUGAUGGAGUGCUGUGGAUAUCAAUAUCCCUGUGAGCCUCCCAGGCCCAUGUUGUGCAUCUGAGGGUUAAGAACAUUAAUUGUGGCUGAAUAAUAUCACAUUGUAUUGUAUUGCACCCUACACAAAUGUUUCCAUGGAUCUCUUGUCCAAAAUGUGUUUAAUGUGUUGUUGCUAGCAAUAUUCAUUAAAAAAAAAAUCAAAAUACAUAAUAAUAAUAAUAAUAAUAUUUUGAGAUCUAGCUGCAGUGCAGACCUCUGCUGUUCUUCACUUUGGGAACCCCUGGAUUAGUAUUGCUGGGUGUUCAUAAUAACCUAGAAAGUGCAUCACAGCAAUCUCACAUUUCCCAGAAUCCUCUCCUUCUCAGAACACACUCCACACUGACAUUACCCCUUGAGCUACACUCCACUCAGAUCUAAGUGCUUAGUGGGUAGGGCACAGCCAGGGGUUGUUUCUGGACAGGGCCUUCUCUCCCCCCUGCUGUCUGUCUGUUUGUUAAUGAAUGGGCUCUGUAAUGCACACCAAUCUGUGGGUCCUCUCCCCAAGCCCCCUUCCAGCACUUACUGUGAGCCCUGGGCGACAACCUCCAUGUCUAAUGCAUGCUCCAUCGUAGGGCCUUCAAUAAUUAACCCCCUCCACUUUCCCCAUACUCACUACUCUUUAAAGCACUGUUAUGAUGACGUCGUUGAGCGGGAUGACUUCAGCUACCACGGUCUCCUCCUCACAGCUUUAGACCCCUAUUUUGAUGAUAACCUUGGGAGGAGGUGACCUCGGGUCUACCGGCAGCUGUCUCUUUGUAGUGCUCAUAACACGUAGAGGUCUUACACACACACACACACACACACACACACACACACACACACACACACACACACGUCACUCUGAAGGGUUUACAGUACACACACCAGAUCAUGAAAGUCACAUGACUGUCAGUGCUUUGGAAUGAUGAAGUACAGUAGAGUCACUUUCCCUACUACUCUGGCCCUAGAGAGCUGCAGGGUCUGCCAGUUCUCAUCCAAGUCAAUAUUUCUCACUUCAUUGUAAGAGAGAACUCACAUCACCAGUGUUGUAAUCAAUUACUUACAAAAGUGAUCUGAAUGAAAAGCAGAUGCUGGACUACAGGAGGAUGUUUCUGACAGUUUCCCAACCCCAAUGUUGAAAUGUCUUUCCUCUUUUUAUGGAUGAAACUGACUCUCUUCUCUCUUUCAGGGAACAAAUCACAGAGGGAGGAGCUGGACUCUAUCCUCUUUAUUUUUGAAGUAAGUUGCUGUACCUUUCUGUUCUGAAUGAUGAUGAUUCCCUGUCUGAUGUCUAGUGACGGUUCCAGCCACAGACAUGGAUCAGAUCUGUCUCUGUGGUUACAGCAUUUCAACCUGUUCACUCUGCUCUGCAUUCAGCUGAAGGGAGGGGCCAACACCGUUUCCAUGGUGCUGAUUCUACCUGCCUGCCUACUUCCUGAAUUCACCUCAAAUAGAAAAAGAAAGGGGGUUGUUAAGGAAUAAAUAGACCCAGCUUGAUUGUUUUUCAUCACUGUUGAAGGCAGCACACAGAGAUGGCAGAAACCUUGCUGUGUACUGUAUUAAUUUGUAGUGUUUUUCUUCAGUAGAGGUGAGUGUUGUGUGGGCUACAUGAUUUAAAAACAGCUUGACUGAUGUCAUUCUCCACUCUGGUGCUUCUCCUGGAGGUUAAAGUCCCCCACCUUGUUUUUCCACCUGACUCAAACAGUAGCUCCAGUUUCCAAUACAAACAGGCAGCUCUCCAGUAACAUUUGCUCAUGGCGGGCUGGCAGUUUCUGGAUCAGGAAGAGAGGCGGAGACAAGAGAGCAUAUGUCUGGUCCUUUCAGUGGAAAUGGAGUCUAUGUGUGAGGGGAGUGUUCUUUUCACUGUGUCGACAGAGGUCAUUCUAGCAGGGCAGGACCGAGGAAGAGGAGCCCAGGGCUGAGGUCUGGACAUGGGCCCACUGGUCUGUGUAAAAUCUAGGCUAAAUGGUAUCAGCAGGCCAUACACUCUACUCCAGGGAUGGGCAACUGGCAGCCGCUGUGGCCCCUCAUGAUGAGUUCAGAUUUUUUGUGGCCCCCACCCCAUCAAAGUUGCCCAUCCCUGCUCUACUCUGUCAGAGAGCUACCCAGGCAUCUUCAACGUGUCCCCUAUAUGAUCAUGUAACAUCUAAUUUAUCCCCAUAUGUGGACUGCAUUUGGCUUGUUAUUCGCAAACUUACUGGUGUGAGGUGCAGAACAUGCUAUAUGUGUUGUGCUUUAUUGGCAUGCUGGUAUUGCAGGUGUAUGCAAUAUCCUGUAUGUUAUUGACACAGUCAGCUGCUUACAGUCUUUCUCCUGUAUUGACUGUUGAGUGAGAACUUCACAAACUGUUUAUGAUACCUUACUUUCACCUGACUGAACUUCUCUCUCCAUACAUUUUUAAACCUGGGCUCCAGUCAAGAUGACAUCCAGCCUGGUAUUGACAGGAAGUGCUCUCUGUCUGUUCAUGUGGAAUUAAGCUAGGUGUCAGUCUGUCUUUCUCAGCCUCACUCCACAGCAUGAGAAGUCUGUCUCCCAGUCUGUCUGUCUACACACGCACCCAGUCAUAUGGCCUCGGAUUCCACAUGCCUUUUAAAUAUUUAUAAGGUAUCCUUUGAAAAAGAACUAAUAUUGAAAGCAGCUUAACCCUAGUGUGUCCCCUUUAGCCCUGUGUGUUUUUACAGUGUGCUGAGAAGAUAAUCUCACUGAGUGGUGUGUACAGGACUGAUACGGACAGCUUUGAUCCUCAGCUGACACAUCGUGUUCCCUUCUCUCUGAGCUGGUAGAUUAGACAUGUUGGAUCAUACAUGGCUGUUUAUACAGUAUGGAUUUGAUAUCCAGGUCUACCUGCAAGCACACAUACGCUUGGCACUAAUGUGUGUCGUUUUGUGUUAGCCCCAAAGAAAUGAUUCACUUUACAGUGUAAGGGGAUAGAUUGUACAGUAGAAAAGGCAUGGGAUAAGCUCAUAAAAGACGGUUUUGUAGUGGUGCACAGGUUUAUUUCCUUCUAUUCUCAAGGGAGGGCAUGUGACUGUUGUCGGGCCCUUACUCCUGUGCUGUGUCUUUGUACUCACACACUAACAUUUCAAUCAUAUUCAAAUUGGCGACAUCUUGUGCUGUGAACUGCAAUGCCCCUAGUAGCAGUGGCAAGUCCGUAUCAUCAGUUUUAGUUAGGCUCAUCAAUCAACCAUAAAAUAAGCACCAGCCUCCCCAGCCCCAGAUAGCACAGAGCUGUGUCUGUGACUGGAUUGUUGCAAGGAUAAAGCCAUUAGUGACUCCACCACGCUUUGUGACACACUUUAAUGUGGUUUGACAGGCGGGCUAAGAAUAAAUCAUCUCUCUGCCUUCAAUAACCCACUUCAUGAAUUCAUCCCUGGAAGUCUCCAGAUACCUCACUAAAGGUAGCAAGCUACUAGCUCCGAUUGUCUCAGCUCUCCAAGGAAAGAUGAGAAACUAGGCUACAGGCUCCCCCUCCAUCAAACUAAGACCCCAUCUCUGGACCUGCUUGGCGUGUCUCCAGUGUGUUAUUGUUUUGACCUGGCUGUGCUGUGGAGAUGACCUUACUGUCACUGUGGUGCGGUAUGUGAGCCCCCUUUCUGAGGGUGGCUGGGGGGGGGAGCCUGCUAGAGGAGUAAUGGGUCUUUUGUUCUCCCUCAACCAAGCACCCCCACCCCUGCCGUCAUCACCGCCACCUCCCUGCUCUCUUUGUGUCUGGUGGCAUUGAGACACCCGCCACAACCGCUUGCGCUGUUACACUGUUGUGUAGUGUGUUCUGUGGUUACACCACAGAAUGAUGAGGUGCAGAGAGCCUGUGUUCUACUUUUGAUGCCACAGACAUAAAAUGUCAUAGCAUACCUGUACGUCUGCCCUUCAAUACACCUCAUAAUACAUGCAGUUAAAGAAUUCAAUAAGCAGCCUAAUCAAUACCUUUCCCAGACAAUAACAAACCAAUGUCGGUGCCGUGCCAUCACUUAUUCAGUCCAUGUUUUGAACAACCUAUUAGUGCUACAAUCAAUGCCUGUCUUCUCUUGAAUUAUCUCACUCACUGAUCUAAUGCACAACAGAAACAGACUGAUUCCUCUCAGCCAGACGCAUCACAUUAACAGUGUAUCACACAUUCAAAGGCGUGACAUAAAAGCUGAGGACAUAGGGCUGCUAGCCUGCACUACACGCUGCAUGUUUGCUAAGUCAUGCUGUGAAUACCACCUCUGUUCAACUUGAUCUACCCUGGCUGCCUCCCAUGAAACACUUGCCUGCCUUCACUCUCAGAUUGGCAGUGGGCAUAAUGGCUGCUUUCUCCCAGCCCAGCUCUGGCCUGCUCUCCCCAUCACUUCCUCACUUUACUCUGUGUCCUCACUGCCAAGAGGGAGCAGGCUUUGGCUAGGCCGCUGCAGCGGACACUACAGACUUUAGAGUAGGUACACACUGACUGCACAGUAUCUGCCCUAGCCUACAAGUGGGCUAAUCAGUGAAUGACAACGUCCUUGCAGUAGUCCACAUGACGAGGCCACACUGGAUUUAGAUGCUUUAGGUUUUGUGUGUGUGUGUGUGGCACUUGAUUUGAAUGUGAACUUGAAGACUGCAGAAUUACUAGAUCGCUGUUAAUAUAUUAUAAUAUUUACACUGAGUGUACAAAACAUUAGGAAUACCUUCCUAAUGUUGAGUUGCUGUACCGACAAUUCACAUCAAAUUUGAGUAGGUGGAUGAGGAACAGUUGGGAAAUGCUGUGGAAGAGCGCCACUCAUUUUUUUAUUUAAAUUGUACCUUUAUUUAACUAGGUAAGUCAGUUAAGAACAAAUUCUUAUUUACAAUGACGGCCUGCACUGGCCAAACCCAGACGACGCUGGGCCAAUUGUGCGCCGCCCUAUGGGACUCCCAAUCACGUCCGGUUGUGAUACAGCCUGGAAUCGAACCAGGGGGUCUGUAGUGACGCCUCAAGCACUGAGAUGCAGUGCCUUAGACCGCUGCACCACUCGGGAGCCCCAAAUUACAGCAAGUGUAUGUAGGUGUAAGUCAUAGAAAAACCCUCUAGACCUCUGUUGUCAUUGUCACAAGACGGGAGCUCUGUGGUCACAUGACAGGAGUCCCAGACCCACUCACUCAUGGUUAUUUACCCUCCCUCAUGGCAGAGGUGACGGGUCAGUGGACAGCACGUCAUUGGAAAUUUGUGAGAGGCACACACGAAAAGUAGCCUAAGUUAUUUUUGUGUGCAGUACACAAGUUUGUAUACAGUGCAUUUCAAUCACAGAUAAAUACAGUUUUGUUGAUCUCGGGGUUGUGAGACUGGCUGUGGCCCUGUGAUUCUGACCAUGUUAGGGGUUGUGAGACUGGCUGUGGUUCUGAUCAGGUUAAGGGUUGUGAGACUGGCUGUGGCCCCGUGGUUCUGACCAGGUUAAGGGUUGUGAGACUGGCUGUGGCCCUGUGAUUCUGACCAGGUUAGGGGUUGUGAGACUGGCUGUGGCCCUGUGGUUCUGACCAGGUUAGAGGUUGUGAGACUGGCUGUGGUUCUGACCAGGUUAGGGGUUGUGAGACUGGCUGUAGUUCUGACCAGGUUAGGGGUUGUGAGACUGGCUGUGGUUCUGACCAGGUUAAGGGUUGUGAGACUGGCUGUGGCCCUGUGGUUCUGACCAGGUUAGGGGUUGUGAGACUGGCUGUGGUUCUGACCAGGUUAGGGAUUGUGAGACUGGCUGUGGUUCUGACCAGGUUAGGGGUUGUGAGACUGGCUGUGGCCCUGUGGUUCUGACCAGGUUAGGGGUUGUGAGACUGGCUGUGGUUCUGACCAGGUUAAGGGUUGUGAGACUGGCUGUGGCCCUGUGGUUCUGACCAGGUUAAGGGUUGUGAGACUGGCUGUGGUUCUGACCAGGUUAAGGGUUGUGAGACUGGCUGUGGUUCUGACCAGGUUAAGGGUUGUGGGACUGGCUGUGGCCCUGUGGUUCUGACCAGGUUAGGGGUUGUGAGACUGGCUGUGGCCCUGAGGUUCUGACCAGAUUAGAGGUUGUGAGGCUGGCUGUGGCCCUGUGGUUCUGACCAGGUUAAGGGUUGUGGGACUGGCUGUGGUUCUGUGGUUCUGACCAGGUUAGAUGUUGUGGGACUGGCUGUGGCCCUGUGGUUCUGACCAGGUUAAGGGUUGUGAGACUGGCUGUGGCCCUGUGAUUCUGACCAGGUUAAGGGUUGUGAGACUGGCUGUGGUUCUGACCAGGUUAAGGGUUGUGGGACUGGCUGUGGCCCUUUGGUUCUGUAACCAGGGGACCUCAGAGGGAAGUGUGUGUGUCUGCUUCCCCAGUCUCUGGGCUGCGACCUGACUCUGACCCCAGCCAUCCAUCAUCCAGCCCCUGACUCACCACUCUAAGCUCAGGCCUGCUCUGAUCUCCAGACUGGGAAAGCCCCAGUCUGUCCAGAAUACACUCAUUCUUCAAUAGGGUAGUGCUCAGAGUGUUAUUAAUAAACCUUAUUUGAUGCAACACCCUCUACGGCAAUAUGCCUUUGGGUAAAGGAGAGUAGUCAGAAAAGGCCAGCUCUGUGAGCUACAUUGGUAUUACUUUUCUUCACUAUUUUGGGAUAUCAGCUAGCGACUGAAUACUCUAUGCUUUUCUGUGUGUGUAGACCCUUAGGACGUAUGAGUAGGCCAGCCUACACUCAGUCAGUCCUGUAGUAGUGACACAGGACGGUAAUCAUGUUAGGAAGGAAAGAGGACAUGGAGGAGAGGAAAGCGCUCGGCUUACACAGCUCUCAUUAUUUACUGUGCUAGUCUCCGCCAUCGCUCACGGGGGCAGACAAUUGGCCGUGAUUGAUGUCAGUUUAACAGCUCGCUGCAGAGCCGAACCAUUAAAAUGCUGGGUAUGUAAAUGUAAAUGUUCCAAGUAGGUCAUGAAUGAAAUAAUGUCAACCCGUAUCGUGGCUGCCCAUCAGUACCUCUCCUCUGUGUCUCUGGGUUAAUGGCCUCAUCUUCCCCUUGGUGCACAUCAAGGGUGGAAGAGCUCAAUGGCUUUUUAUUGUCUUGUUUUCUACUAGCCUACAUCCUUCAGGAGAAUGAACAUGGAGCCAUGAUGUUUUCCUCCUCCUGUUUGGAUUAGGAUUGACAGAUCUUCUGCAAGAGACUGUUGGUAUAAAUAUAAAUGCUAAUAUACUUUUUUUUUAAACUGUCCUGUGUGGCUCAAUCGGUCACGCAUUGGCGCUUCCAAAGCCAAUGGUCGUGGGUUCGAUUCCCGCUGGGGCCACCCAUAUGUAAAAAGGUAUGCACACAUUGACUGUAAGUGGCUUUGGAUAAAGUGUCUGCUAAAUAGCAUCAAUGUAAGCCUUCACCUGACCAUAUUAGGGAGUUUAGAUAUGUCAUGUAGUGCAAUGCUGUAGAGGAGCAGCAGUCUAGGCCUUCCUUUUGUAGGUUGCUGUUAUUGUCUAAACUUCUGGGCAUCUAUUAGGCACCCGUCACUGGGUUUGCCUUAUUUGGCUACUCAGCCUUACUGUCAGUGGGUUGAACUUGUAUUCACUGGUCCUGUCAAAAACAAAUCCUAGCUGAUCAUUAAAAGGUUAUUUAAGACAUGCUAUGAAACUGAAGGGUCAGUGAAUUCAGGUUGCUUUGACUUUGACUUGGAGAAAAGUGGAAUAUGUGAAUACUGAUCAGACUGGUAAUCAUUAGCUUAAGGAAGUGCUGCAGUGUAUUGUUGCUGCCACCUACUGACCAGAGAGUAGUAUGAAGACAUUUCAUAAAUGCCUUUAUGGUUACAUGAAUGCAACAUUGCAUGUCUGAAACUUAUGACCAAAUUUAAUGAGCAAGCAGAAACACCAUUUGAUAGGCUACUUAACCAAUCUGAUCAAAACCAUAUUAGGCCUACUUCUAUUUGAUAGGUUAUAUGUCAUCAGUUGAGCUCAGUAUCUAGUUCUACAAACGGCUGGUGAUUUUGGUUUCCAUGUAAAUGAGUAAUCCACUGUUUACACUGGAGGUUGGCCUGGAAACAUUUUCAGUCUUUCACUGUAUGACUGGAAAUUUUACUGUCACAUUAUUUCAUGUCUCCAACACAUUUGAGUUACUCCAACAUUUUCAAUGCAAGCUCACGGGAUAGUUUAAUAAAUUACAGUGAACUGUGACCCUGCUCUAUUCGCCUGCUGUGGCUCUGGGCUGUGAUGGUCACAUGCCUGCCAUGCCGUUCACUCAAACUCCACUGUGACUGACUGACUGACUGCCCUAUAGAAACAAAUGUCUCUGGCUCAUAUAUGGCUGGUUUAAGAAAGUUGACUCUUGUUUUCUGAAAAGUAAUCUCGCUCUUAACAUGAGUUGAAACUCCACAGAGUCCUGUUGCAUUAUUCACCAACUUUCUCAUUGUUGCGUCAAAACAAGGAUGAGGAAGACUCCACAGGUGCAGUGUAACAUCCUACCAAAGUGAAGCUUGAAUCAGUGGGCACAAUGACAAAAACAAAGUCUUCAAAGUUCUCCUGAGGGUGUCUGUGAGCACUGGAAAGCCCUUGUGGGACACCUCUGGUAGAAGUGUAUUCUGAGUCAUGUACACCCUGUGGCUGGAAACCUAAGUACGGAUCAUGUAAAUGUGGUUGGAGUUGGACGCGUCCCUCCGUAAUGCCCCAUCUUUAUGCCUGGAGUACGGCUCCAGAUUAGAGGAACUCAGUCAGCCCGCUCUGCUCAGCCCCUUUGUCAGGCUCACAGCGCUUCAUAUCAGCCAGUAAAGUCCCAUUGUUGCGGCUGCCAUUCCCACCGCCGUGGGGAGUCUCCCUGCUUCUGCUCCUCUCUCUCUGCCUUCCCCUGGACGAAGGGUGGGUGUUAUUACACACACACACACACACACACACACACACUCCCUCUCUGGAAACCACACAGGCUUAGGCUGACCCCCAACUGUUUUACCACCUAGAAUAAUGUGUCUGCUUCUCUAAGGAGAGCAUCAGUGCUGGGAGCUGGGGAUGUCUAAUCCCAGCUGGGAUCAAUAGAAAGGUGCAAUAGAGAGGGACACAUGUAUCAUCACGCUCUGGAUCAGAGAGGAGUCAACCAGGACACAGGGACACAGUCCCACAGGCAGGCACCAGGAGUGAUGGCUGUCUGUCAGAUGUCCGUCUCAGCAUAAUGUGGUGUGGCUGCUCUCCUCCUGGCCACUGAUCCAGGCUCUGGUCUCUCGCUCUCUCCGGCUGUGGACUCUUCCUUCAGUCUCUCUAUUUCUCAAGACUCACUGCAAAUUCCGUUUGCAUGUAUAGCUACUGCUGGUGAGGACAUAAUGUUCAGAGCUCCCCCCCCCUUCUCUCUCUCUCUCUCUCUCUCUCUCUCUCUCUCUCUCUCUCUCUCUCUCUCUCUCUCUCCUCUCUCUCUCUCUCUCUCUCUCUCUCCUCUCUCUCUCUCUCUCUCUCUCUCUCUCCUCUCUCUCUCUCUCUCUCUCUCUCGCUCUCUCUUCUCUCGCUCUUCCUCUCUCUCUCUCUCUCUCUCUCUCUCUCUCUCCUCUCUCUCUCUCUCUGAGUAGAGCUCUCAUGCAGGCCAGGGUAGGGUUGAUAUACCAAGUGGUUCAUCAAUUACCCACAAUGCACUGGCCAUUAUCGGACCAGCCACCACACACUGCGCAUUCCACAGUGGUGUCCUCUCCUCCCCCAUACCUCUCCUCCCCCAUACCUCUCCUCCAUCCCCCGGUCUCUUUUUCAUCUCCCCCAGAGGGACCCAGGUAACCCGUCCCUCAGUGGAGGAGUAAUUAUAGCCUGCUGAAAGGUCACACGCUCUAAUUGAGUUGUAAAUCCCAUGGUUGGUGAGGUGAUGACAUUUCCAGCGUUGUCCCGUGUCACCGGGGCCACCCCUAUAACAGGCCGGAGACGCACACGGAGGAGGAAUAGAGAGCAGUGACUACUGGUUGACUGACGAGGCUGCUAUGCUUUUUUAAAAAGUGGGCUCUGUUUAGGAUGUAUGGCUGAGAAGGCCCAGUCUAGUGUGUGGCGUGCAAAAGUGUCACCAGUCCAUAUUGAGUUGUUUUAAAGCCUAUCAAGUAAAUGUUUUAUGUCCUCUCUCCAUCUGUGAUCAGGUUUCUCUUCCUGUGUCUUCAGGUUUUUACUGAUGUUGCCUGAUUUGUCUGUUUGGAGAAAGACACCUCACCUCAGCCAUUUGUGCAAAUGUUUUACACGUUCUUUCCCAUCUUCUCCAGAAAAUUCUGCAACUUCUACCAGAAAGAAUCUACAGUCGAUGGCAGUUCCACAGUAUAGGUAUGUACCAAUGAAUCAGCUGUUUCUAAGUUGGUUCUUACUCUACCCUCCUUGAAUAGGCCUACAGUGGCAAUAUUUGCAUUCUUCUGCAUGGGUACAGUAGUCAAAGGCCUGUUCCCUUCUGUGUUACUACAACCACCAAAAUAACCCACGGAAGCAAAGAUUAUCAACACAACCACGCUUUAGCGGUUCGUAUGAGAAGAAAAUAAUUAGUCGCGGAAGGAGAGGUAAAUGAAAAAUGCAAAUGAGAGCUUCAUUUUAAAUGCAAAUUGGUAAUUUCAUUAUGCGUCGCUCGGUUUCAGCCUUGCUAGCAGGAGGACCCUCGCAAGCAGCGAUAACCUCAAUUAUAAUCUUCUGUUUGUCAGACGUUUCUCUAAAGCGACGAGGCAGAGAUCGUCGCUGCCGAUCACCCCUGGGGCUUAUUGCUCCAAAUAUGGAGGCUCAUCCUCCUUCGGCAGUCCCCAAACACGCACCCUGCUCCCUGGUCCACAAAUCACCAGCUAAAACCUGUCCCUCCUUCCCUAGCCUCAUCCUUAAGGAGUCACCUCACCUAGACAACUGUUACCUAUUAUUGACCCUAAUGCCCAACGUAGGUAGAGGACAAAACUCAUUAGCAACACUGGCAAGGAACGCCAUAAGCUGUGGAACUCCUAGUCAGAUGCAGUAAGACAGGCCCCAGUGGUGUCCUUUUAGUGAUUCCUCCACUAGUGAAACAAGCAUUUACACAGACCGUCACCUGGUGGAAAAUGUAUCUCGGUCUCCCUCCGUUUCUCCUUAUGUCUAAUUUCCAAUCUUUUGGAGCCUAGGAGUUGGGAUUGGAAGCAAUUUAUUCUUCCUUCAUUUUUUCAACACCGGGACCGUCAUUGAUUUAACCUGAUGAGUGGAGAAGCAGGCAUUUAGCAAUCAGAGCAAUGUCUCAUUUGAUUACUUCGGACCUGAUUGGCUUCAUAACUGCACACCAGGCAAUUGAUGUUCAUUUUCAUCAGGAGAAUGAGCAGCCUUCCCUCCCUGACUGGUUUAUCACCACCCCCAAGGUCAAUAUGUACUGAUGGAACAGCCAGACAUGAAUGUCUCUCUGUGUUAAGUGUAACUAUGUGCAGAGAGUGGUGUCUAGUAUCUCUAGCACACAUCAGGUGGAAGGCAUAUCUGUUCUGUUGGUGUCAGGGUUGUCCUCUGUUGUUCAUGCUCUCUCGCUUUCCGUUGCAGGUUCUAUUCUGAAAAAGCUUUUGCACACUGGAAACUCAUUCAAGGUAAGACUUUUUGUGUGUUUUCUCACACAAACUUGCACAUCUUUCUCCCACAUUACUGUGAAGGAAACGGAGCAGUCUGAUCCUGUUCCGUGUACAGUAACCUGUCCGCUCUCCUCCUGCAUGUAGAUCAGAUGUGAGGGCAUCCGUCUGUUCCUGCUGUGGCUGCAGGCCCUGCAGAAUAACUGUGCAGAGGAGCAGUUCCUCAUCUUCGCCUGCCUGGUGCCAGGCUUCCCUGCUGUGCCCUCCACCAGAGGACCCUGCACCCUGGAUACCAUCAUCUACAACCCUUUCUCCAACCCGCCCGAUGGUGAAACCCCUCAACAUCUCACACACACACACACACACACACACGUUUGUUUUACUAUCCUUGUGGGGACCAAACAAUUGAUUCCCAUUCAAAAUCCUAACCUAACCAGGACCCAUAAACCUAACCAGGACCCAUAAACCUAACCCCUAAGCCUAAAAUAGCCUUUUUCCUUGAGGGGACCGGCGAAAUGUCCCCAGUUGUCCUGAAUUUUCCUUGUUUUACUAUCCUGGACUUCUGGUCCCCACAAGGAUAGUAAAACCAAACACACACGCUCACCGCCCCCCCCAAGGCUCUCCCUGCUCCGUCGUCUGGUCCCCUGUCCCUACAGUUGAACGUGUCCCAGCUUGUUAAGACCUGUUUCUGUGCCAUCUGGAAGUUGUGCAAUUUGACCUGGGGCAGUUGACUGUGAUUGUCUGGGUCCUGGGGAAUUACACUGAUUAUUUCAUAAAACAGGCUGCUGGAGUGAGAUGGGUCGUCUUCACUCCUCAGAGAGUAUUAGAGAUCUGUUCUGUUAUUAAUAAUACGGUGCUCAUAGUGUUCAUCAGUGUGUCUCUGUUUCUCUCUCUAUACGCUCAACAGCCAAGGUGGUGCCUGAGGAGAUUACCCCGCUGGUGCCGGCUGUGCCAGGGGAGAAGCUGGCAGAUGACCAGACCUGCUACAUCCUCCAAACCCUGCUCAAGUUCAUGGUUGUCCAGGUGAGGCUCCUGCUACAACACAGUCCUACCUAGACAACACUGGAUCACACUGUGGCCUUGGUCGAAUACUUUCAAAAUGCAUGAUCCAAUCAAAUGAGGCCAUUCUUUCCUGUAAAAACAAAGUAAUGGAUCCAGUACAAAGCUUGUAUGGGGCCUAUUGUCUGGCUGUGUUGUAACUCUGUGUGUCUCUUUGUGUCUGAAAGGCGUCCAGUUUAGAGUGGACAAACAAAGACAACCAGGACACCGGCUUCAGGUUUCUCUUCAGUCUGUUCAAGAAGUACUAUCUUCCCCACCUCUUCCCCUCCUUCACCAAGCUCACCAACCUUUACAAGCCGCUUUUAGGUAGGGGUGUGGGUGUGGGUGAGUCCGUGUAUUCCCUUUGCUAUGAGCAGUCUUUUAUACCGUCAUGUCACCGUGGGUCAAUUUGCAAAAACUCAAGAGCUUAUUCCAGUUGAGAGACUGAAUGUGCAGCUUCACUCUCUCUCUAACACACUCCUGGUAGCAAAUUGGGUAUUAGCUACUCUCCUUAGAAGCAGCUUUGGAGAAUUGAAAUGUUUUUUGGGAAGUGUAAUAUAAUGUUCCUCUAUUGAACCAGGCAAGUCAGAAGUUCUAAUUUGUAAUUGCAGCAACAGGCCUUUGCCAAAUCAAAAAAUGUGACCCAAAAGCUAAUUACUACAGUCGAUGCACACAGAUUCCUGAGGCCAGGCAAUUUAGAUGUCUUGUCAUGAACCUGAUGCUUUUCUCAAUUUCCCCUGUUGUAAUGAUCUACUCUCUCUCUGAGAGUGAAUGUCUAGUUUUAGCUAAUUGCCAGUUAAUUCAAAGGUAUUCAACCCAUGUUUAAAUGAGGUUUCAUGAAUUAUAGAAAUUAAAAUCCUUUGAAACAUUAACCUGGUCCAUGAGGCUGUGGUUCACUGUAAUUAUCAGGGUUGUUCAGGUCAAUUACUUUGUGGGCUGAAUUCAAUAUUCUCAUAUUAUGGCCAGUAACAGCUAAAAAAUGGAUGUUGACUGAAAGCAGCGUAUUUAGAUCUUGUGUAAUUUCCUUAUCUUUCUCUAACUCCCACUAUGUGUCUUUCACUCUCACCUUCCAUAUAUCACCCUCCUUUCUCUCUCUGUGUCUCUGACCCCUCCCUUUCCCUACCUCCCCCAGACCUCCCCCACCAUAGACCAAAGCCUCUGUAUGUCCCGGUGACCCGUAACAACGAGAGCACGUUCUGUACGAGGGACCAGUACCUUGCUCCCCGUGUGGCCUUCAUCACCUGGCUGGUCACCUUCUUCCUGGAGAAGAAGUACGUCAGCACCGCCACCCCAAGCGCCAAGAACGGGACUAACGAGGUCAUCCCCAAACUCAUCCAGGUAGGUCCGCUGUCAAACAUGCUAGUAGAUACCCAUAGACUUCCAGUCAUUGCGCUAACGCUAGUUAGCAUUGGCUCGCGAAACGACCUCUAACGGCCUUCAUACUGGACACAGAGACAUAAAAAUGGGAUCCACAAGUUCAUCUGACUCUAGGGAAGUAGAUAAAGUGCCUCAUUAGCAAAAUCCCGAAGUAUCCCUUUAAUGCAGGAAGGACUUAAUGGUCAAUUCCAAGGAGAGGUUAUUUUAAUGUCAAUUUGGAAUCAUUUUAGUCAACCAACAGUUACUUCUGUGUUUGUCUUAGUCUUUAUAAUUUAUACUGGAACCUAGCCCUAAACCCUCUCACUGGUACCCUGUCCAACCCACUGCCUGUGCUGUGUGUGUGUUCAGACUGUCACUGCAGGCGGUAGCAGUCAGGAGAAGGAUAAAGACCGUGGUGGUGAGGGUGAGCCCAACGGCCCCACGGAGCCAGAGAAGAGCCACUCUAACAGUAGCACGCUGUCUGACCGGCGUCCCAGCGACUCCAGCCUGUGCAGCAUCGAUGAGGAGCACCGCAGCGUCUAUGACAUGGUGCACGGCGUCCUGCUUUCCACACGGGACAACAUCAACUUCGUCAACGAGGUCUUCCACCAGGUACAGCCCGCAGAGAGAUGAUAACAAAGUGUUUCCAAGUGACUCAAUGAGAGUAUAAACUACGCUUUUCCUCUACAAGAGCAGUUUUAGUUGUGAAGCUGAUUUCCUCUGGUACGCCACUAGCUUUUGAACAUGAUGCUGAAUACUAAACCAUGUUGUUAUGUGUUGUGGUGUGCUGCCAUCUAGUGGAAAGACACUAUCACUACAUCAAAGCCAUCGUCUUAGAGUUGGAGCAAAUUCAAUAAACACUUGUAACAUUCAAGUCAAAUGUCCUUAGCCACCACAUCUGCUUUUUGCCAUUUAGCAAACACCUUAUUAUGAUCCUGAAAAUACAUGUAUUCAGUAUUCAUAUAUUGUAUUUUCUAUUGCAUAAUCUCUGUUUGUAUCUCCAGGCCUUCCUGUUGCCCUCCUGUGAGGCGUCAGCGACCCGGAAGGUGAUCAAGGUGUACAGGAAGUGGAUCCUGCAGGAGAAGCCAGGCUUCAUGACAGAGCCGGAGAAGAGCAGACAGGCCGAGGUUGAGGAGAACCCAGAGCAGCUGCUCAUCACUGAGACCGAUAGCACACACACACAAGUAAUGUCAAUGAUACACACACCCACCCACACACACACUCACACAGGGCGGCAGGUAGCCUAGUGGUUAGAGCGUUGGGCCAUUAACCGAAAGGUCGCUAGUUCAAAUCCACGAGCCAACAAGGUGAAACAUCUGUCAUUGUACCCUUGUGCAAGGCACUUAACCCUAAUUGAUAAUGGCAGACCCUGGCUGUGACCCCAUUCUCCGAAGGUGUUUCAGGGGGUGUUGGGAUAUGCAAAAAACACAUUUCCAUUUCACGCAUGUGUAUAAAACACAAAUAUAAGUAUUAUUAUUAUUAUUAUUACACACAACUAAAAUGAACUCCGAACACUCAAUUUCAUACUCGCCAUGCUGACUGGACGGUCGUGUCCUCCUGCAGGUGUUGGAGAGUCAUGGUCACAAGCGCUCUUCCAGUUGGGGCAGAACAUACUCCUUCAGCAGUGCCAUCAGCCGGGGCUGUCUCACUGAGGAACAGAACAGAGACAUCAAGGCUGGCAUCCAGCCCACCCUGCAGGUAUGUUGCUUGCGAGCGUGUUUUGUCUUUUGAAACGUUUUUUUGUGUGUGUCCAGAUGUGACUGUAUUCCGUAACCCCUGACCAUAGUUUAUUUCCUUACUCUAUCCCCAGGUGUUCCUGACCAACUCGGCCAACGUGUUUCUGCUGGAGCCAUGCCAGGAUGUGCCCAAACUACUGGACAACCAGGUGGAGGUGUGCAAGGGGGUUCUCAGCAUCUACCGCCACAUGAUCAUGGAGCACGCCAUGAACACACAGACAUGGUACGUCAGUCCGCACCUCAUACACUUACAUACUGAUAUAAACUAAACAGUGCCGUAUCUAGGGGUCGUUAUCAAUAAAAACGUCACAAUAGUGUUCGAUUUGGCUGCUGGAGGGCAAGGAGACCCCAGCUCCGCUAAAACCAUAUUUGGUUUUAAUAUCAUCAUCUCUUGAAUAGCAUAGUCAGAACUACACAUUUCUGAUUAUUCCACAUUUAGCUCUAUCAUCAGUUAUACAGCAAUCAGUAAACAUAAAUUGAUCAUGUAUUUUUAGAUAUUUGUAGCGCGCUAGCUAAAGCAAACAAAGUGUCAUUUAGCUUGCUUCAUCAGAAAGAGCUUGACAUCAUCCUGGUAAAGUUGUCAGUCGGACUACUGUCAUCACCGCUAUAGCUGGCUAGCCAAUCAAACAAUAUUUAGAUAUAGUAAUCUAGUUUAUCCCCUGAAAGUUAGCUUGAUUGACGUGAUCUGUUAUUAGCUAGCUAGCCAAUUUGACGUGGUCCAUCAAUCAAUGUAGCCUAUCAUGUUUGUCAGCAGCAAUCAUGACUAAACACUAUUUAAAAACAAUGUUGAAAAAGGGAUAAUGUUAGCUAACUUUGCUAGGUAGGCCUAUGUUGGUUGGAGAAAAAAGUACAUUAGGUCUACUUAAGUGAUAAUGCCCGAGAAGCCGGUGAUUUUUAAAAUCAUAUUUUCAUUAAAAACAUUAUUUUGAUUAAUUUAUUCGUACUAUUUCAUCCUUCCACAAGAUAUGUCCCGACUCAAAUCUAGGGUUCCUAGAGACGCGACCCAGUUGUUUGUUAUUUUUGUUCUGUAUCUAUGUAUGCGACCCAGUUGUUCAUUCUAAAUGUUCCAUUGCCAUACUGGCUGGCAACGUUCUUAUCCCUUGCUUGCUAGCUAGCCAACUACUGCUAAUUUACAGUUACGUCAAAAAGUUCAGCCAGAAUAACAGCCAGCAAAGAAGCUGCAUUUGCAUUUGUUUAAGCUGUUUUCUAGUGACAUUUAUUUGGAUACAUCCAUAACAAUCAGCUUAUGAUGCGCGACUUUGCCUGGCAGAGAAAAUGUGCUCUCUGUCAGGACACUGUUCAGACAAAAGAAAGGCAAUCCAUGACAUUCAUUUGAGCUGAUUUUAUCCACCACAGCAGACAUAGCUAUAGCUACUUAUUGUAUGUCACAUUUGUCUGUACAUUCUCCUGGAUGGUGCAUUGGUUGAAAUAUCUGUCGGAGUCUGUGCUACCACUUCUGCUGCCUAGCUUCAGCCUUUUGGGUGUUGAUUGGUGCUGCAGUGUUCUCUUUGUUUUCGGCCAGGAUGUUGCUCCAGCGUUUUCUGUCUGUCAGUGAGGGACGCCAGUAGCUAUGGAGCGAACCUUCGCACCGAUGCCCACUCACUGACAUGCAUAAUCUCCCUCGCUUCUAAACCAGCAUUGGCCAGUUUCUGGACUGUCGUGGUCCUGAUGCUGUGAUUUGUGUAUGUACAGUUGAAGUCUGAAGUUUACAUACACCUUAGCCAAAAUACAUUUAAACUCAGUUUUUCACAAUUCCUGACAUUUAAUCCUAGUAAAAAUUCCCUGUCUUAGGUCAGUUAGGAUCACCACUUUAUUUUAAGAAUGUGAAAUGUCAGAAUAAUAGUAGAGAGAAUGAUUUAUUUCAGCUUUUAUUUCUUUCAUCACAUUCCCAGUGGGUCAGAAGUUUACAUACACUCAAUUAGUAUUUGGUAACGUUGCCUUUAAAUUGUUUAACUUGGGUCAAACGUUUCGGGUAGCCUUCCACAAGCUUCCCACAAUAAGUUGGGUGAAUUUUAGCCCAUUCCUUCUGACAGAGCUGGUGUAACGGAGUCAGGUUUGUAGGCCUACUUGCUCGCACACGCUUUUUCAGUUCUGCCCACAAAUGUUCUAUAGGAUUGAGGUCAGGGCUUUGUGAUGGCCACUCCAAUACCUUGACUUUGUUGUCCUUAAGCCAUUUUGCCACAACUUUGGAAGUAUGCUUGGGGUCAUUGUCCAUUUGGAAGACCCAUUUGCGACCAAGCUUUAACUUCCUGACUGAUGUCUUGAGAUGUUGCUUCAAUAUAUCCACAUAAUUGUCCUUGCUCAUGAUGCCAUCUAUUUUGUGACGUGCACCAGUCCCUCCUGCAGCAAAGCACUCCCACAGCAUGAUGCUGCCACCCCUGUGCUUCACGGUAGGGAUGGUGUUCUUCGGCUUGCAAGCCAGCCCCUUUUUCCUCCAAACAUAACAAUGGUCAUUAUGGCCAAACAAUUCUAUUUUUGUUUCAUCAGACCUUUCAUCAGAGGACAUUUCUCCAAAAAGUACGAUCUUUGUCCCUAUGUGCAGUUGCAAUCCGUAGUCUGUCUUUUUUAUGGCGGUUUUGGAGUAGUGGUUUCUUCCUUGCUGAGCGGCCUUUCAGGUUAUGUCGAUACAGGACUCGUUUUACUGUGGAUAUAGAUACUUUUGUACCUGUUUCCUCCAGCAUCUUCACAAGGUCCUUUGCUGUUGUUCUGGGAUUGAUUUGCACUUUUCGCACCAAAGUACGUUCAUCUCUAGGAGACAGAACGCGUCUCCUUCCUGUGCGGUAUGACAGCGGCAUGGUCCCGUGGUGUUUAUACUUGCGUGCUAUUGUUUGUACAGAUGAACGUGGUACCUUCAGGCGUUUUGGAAAUUGCUCCCAAGGAUGAACCAGACUUACAUUUACAUUUUACUCAUUUAGCAGACACUCUUAUCCAGAGCGACUUACAGUUAGUGAGUGCAUACAUUUUUUCAUACUGGCCCCCCGUGGGAAUCGAACCCACAACCCUGGCGUUGCAAGCGCCAUGCUCUACCAACUGAGCUACACGGGACUUGUGGAGGUCUACACAUUUUUUUCUGAGGUCUUGGCUGAUUUCUUUUGAUUUUCCCAUGAUGUCAAGUAAAGAGGCACUGAGUUUGAAGGUAGGCCUUGAAAUACAUCCACAGGUACACCUCCAAUUGACUCAAAUGAUGUCAAUUAGCCUAUCAGAAGCUUCUAAAGCCAUGACAUCAUUUUCUGGAAUUUUCCAAGCUGUUUAAAGGGACAGUCAACCUAGUGUAUGUAAACUUCUGACCCACUGGAAUUGUGAUACAGUGAAUUAUAAGUGAAAUAAUCUGUGUGUAAACAAUUGUUGGAAAAAUUACUUGUGUCAUGCACAAAGUAGAUGUCCUAACCGACUUGCCAAAAAUAUAGUUUGUUAACAAGACAUUUGUGGAGUGGUUGAAAAACGAGUUUUAAUGACGCCAACCUAAGUGUAUGUAAACUUUCGACUUCAACUGUAGUUGUUCCCGCUGCCCUGCAGAUCUUAGGUAGAAGCGCUGCCAGAUAGUUCACGCCCAUCGGCUCUGACGUCUAUCAGAUCGAGUCCCCGAUACACUCUCCUCUCCUUGGGUGGAGAUAAAAUGCAAGGGCGUUCUCCGGGCAUUUCGAUAGAUAUUUCUCCAGUGGUGCCAUCGGGCAUAGUGGGUUCCCUGGCUGCGCGAACAUGAAUCCCCUCUUGGACUCCCUGCCCCUCUCCCUUGGGUCCAGAUGAUUCCUUGUGGCCUCGUUCUAUGUGAGAGUGGCGUAUCUGAGAGAGAGAAUGCGUUGUUAUAAUAUUGUUUUCCAGUAGCCUAAUUACGAGUGCAACUUAGAAAUAACACAAACAGGCUAUGAACAACAUACUUUAGACCGUUCUCGUCUGUUUUUACGAGGAAUGAGUUGGGCUUUAGUUGUCUGUUCCCCUCUUUUCCUCUUCGACCCAGAUGUAUCUGGAGGUCGAACCGCACUUUCUGGACCAGACCCCUUGGUGUACCGGGAUUCAGAGCCUGGGAGUUUUGGAGCUGGGCCAUGUCCUUAUCGGUGAUGGGAGGGUGGCUGUUUGUGAUAUAUUUUCCUUGCCACUUAGUUGUUUGUUGCCCAGAAAUACAUGAUUCAAGGUGGUAAAUUCAGUAUCCUUCAUAAGGGACCAGCUGCGACCGAUGGGUGCGUCAUUUAGAAACCGGUUGAGCCCACUCCGGAGUGCCAGAUGCUACUUAUACUGUACUGGUCCCCCUUCCCAUUUCGUACAUUUCCAUAAAACUGUCGGAGAAGGAUGUUAAACUAUUCCUUAGUGACAUCUUUGAAGUCAACAACUUUUUUAUUCUCUGCUAGCCAGCCGUCGAAGCACCGCACAGCCCAGUUUGUAUUCUUAACUGUGGUUUUUUCGUUGCGGCUUUUCUCUAGGUCAUUCAAUGCAGUAUCCCCCAAAUCUGCAUGCCUGGGUAUUAUUGCCAUCUCCUUUUCCCACUCAUUCAUAGUCAUGCCGCCGAAAAUAUCAAAAUAAAUGUUCCACUCAUCUAUUUUAGUUUUCGCAACAAAGUAUCAAUUUAGCCAAUCAACUGAAAAUAAGUUUUGUAUGUUGCUAUGACAACCAGCUCAAUUUGCUGUCUGUCUUGUUCGGACACAUUCACUUUAUACGGACACAUUCACUUUAUAUGGGACGGUGGAGAUCGCAAUUCAAUGUUGGAAAGGUCGGAGAGACAGACAGCAAGGUUUAUCAAUUAUCUGCUGUUGAAAACCAAAUGCUAGUCCAAAAUAAAUGGGAGAUAAUGUCUAGAUGCUUUUUAUAGUGGAGAUAAAGUUUAUACAUUUCCUGGCAGGGUUGAUGAGACAGUGGAUUGCGCAGUUAGAAGGAACAGAGUAAAUAGGCAUUUCAACGUCAUAGAUGUAGCGGGUGGUGACUUGUGAAAUAGACACCAGCUGGAAUGCAGUUUUAACCAAUCAGCAUUCAGGAUUAGACCCACCCGUUGUAUAAUUACCACAAUGUUUAGUCAACUGUACAAAGUUUCUACCCGUAGCUUGCAAAGUAAACAGUAUCAGCAAAAAGUAACGUUACAUCGGCAAAAUGCGCCCUUCUGCAGCUUGACAGGCAGAUCCCACAAAGGAUGGGAAAUUAACCUAAACCACUCAUACUUGUCAGGUAUAGUUCACUUUUAAUUUAUGUCACUCAGAUAUCCAAUUAAUGGUGGCCAAUAUUUAGAGAUGUCGUGAGGCUACUCUCACAUAUCUGAAAUUACAUGACCAAUUGAGGUUUACUGAUCAUGAAAAGCAUGCAGUUUCUUGCUGUAUAACUCUGAUGAUAGAGCUAAAUGUGCGCAAUUGUUUUGCAUAGACUAAUCGGACAUUUUGUAGUUCUGACUAUGCUCUUCAAGAGGUGAUGAUAUUAAAACCAAAUAAUUCACUUUUCUUUAACAAUCCCUUGAUAAUGGCACGCAGUUGUCAAUGGUCUCGUUGCCCCCUAGAAGGCCAAUCCAACGCUCUGCACCUUAUUGUGACACUUUAUUGAUAACAACCUAUAUACUGUGUAUGGUGUACACCCACUGGUUUAAAUAGGAAGAAAAAAAUCUAAACCAAGCAGUUGCUUUUACCUGAAGGACUGUAAUAUCAGACAGACCUGGACAGUUCUGCUGUGUUGUAUAGUUAUCUACUGAUACACAAUGAUGGACUAAUUAUAUCCUCUGGGGUGUGUGUAGGGAGCAGAUGCUACAGGUGCUGCUGAGGAUCACUGAGGCGGUGAUGAAGAGGCCUCAGGAGAACCAAAGAAAAGACAUCUUUGCUGAGAGCCUAGCUGCCAUCCUCUUCAGGGUCAGUCAGCCUGGGGAUCGUGUAUCCUCUCUUACUGUUACACAGUUGUUCUGAUACCUCUGUUAGAGGAAGUCCUACUAAGCUACUGGAAAUGGUUGUUGCCCAUGAUGUUAAUAUAAUGUGGAAACGUUACUGUUACAGCUAUAAUGGCUUGUUAGUGUUUUGAUCACAAGCCAAUGAGAACCAGCUGCCUGCCUAUGGUGAUUAAUGAGAUGUUCUGUUUUGUCCUCCUGUCUUUGUGCCUCUGUGCCCCUGUACAUCCUCCCCCAGACGAUCAUUGUGGCGUGGGUACGGGCCAACCUGUGUGUGUUCAUCUCCCGGGAGCUGUGGGACGAGCUUCUGUCUGUGCUGUCGUCUCUGACAGGCUGGGAGGAGCUGGUAACAGAGUGGGCCAGCAUCAUGGAUUCUCUGACCGCAGUCCUGGCCCGCUCUGUCUACGGCCUGGACAUGAGCAACCUGCCCCUGGACAAACUCAGCGAACAGAAGGAGAAGAAACAGAGGGGACGGGGUGAGGAGGCAGGGGGAGCGAGAGGGAUGGAGGCAGGGGGAGCGAGAGGGAUGGAGGCAGGGGGAGCGAGGGGGAGCGAGAGGGAUGGAGGCAGGGGGAGCGAGAGGGAUGGAGGCAGGGGGAGCGAGAGGGAUGGGGGAGCGAGAGGGAUGGAGGCAGGGGUGCGAGAGGGAUGGAGGCAGGGGGAGCGAGAGGGAUGGAGGCAGGGGGAGCGAGAGGGAUGGAGGCAGGGCUCUAAAGUGCAACCCUUUUGGUUGCAUAUUGCGCCUAAAUGUUUUAAUUUGGGAGCACCAGUGUGCCUAGAAAGAAAAUCAGCCGUAUAAUAAUGAUUGUAGUGAUUAGGCAUAGCUGUAUCGCUGUUUAGGAGUUCCGUAGAGAAAAAACGCUGAUUUGUGACCGUGGUGGUUGCACCAUUACUACAGAGAGAGCCACUUGUCUCUAACCCAAACCAUUCAAAAGUUGUGACCCAUAUUAUGGGCGCUAGGUUUUUCCCCCUUCUAUUGCGUGUUGGCGCCGCAGCUGAAUGCAUCUCCAUUGGCGGGCCGUAUUUUGUACAUUCAUAAACCAUGUCGUGGGAAGUUCUAAAACUACUCUAAAACAUAUUGUUCAGUCAUUUUGCCUCAUUAUCUAGCUAGCUAACAACCUGGUAACUUUACCAGUAUAUCCAAACAUUUGGCGACACAGAAAGAAUGGAAAAGGGAUAGCUUAGGAAACCACAAAUUCCUUUGUAAUUUCAAUGACAGGUAUUUGUAUCAACAUUUUAGCUUUUAUAAUAAACAAAUGUCUUUACAGGCUUAUUAGUUUCUAGGGCACAACAUGUGCUUCAAAAGUAGCUAGAAUUCAUAAAGGCCCAAUAAAGGCUGUAUCUCAAUUGAUUGUCUGGUGCUCCUACAUUUUAUGUGGUACCAGAGCUAACAACACAUUUUUUAAAGUGAGAGCCCUGGAUGGAGGGAUUGAUGCAGUGAUAGAGGGGGAUGACUGUGGAAGCCUCAGAGAAUAGAGCAACAAUGGUAGAAGAUUCCGUUUCUCCUUUAGAUUCUGUAUUUAUACUAUUUGCGUGUCUCUGUCUCUCUUGUCUGUGUCUCAGGGGUGAUCCAGGACUCCCAGAAGGCAGCAGCGGUGGCCAGGUCCUUCUCUCUGAGCUGGAGGAACCAGGGAGACCAGCAGGAGCCCAUGAGGUUCCGCAGCGCUACCACCUCAGGGGCCCCCGGAGUGGAGAAGGCCCGCAACAACGUCCGACAGAAAGCCACAGGUGAACACACACACAAGCUACUGUAAUUAAGUCAAAUUUGGCUAGGGCCAAAUGUUGGCCCAAAUACAGAUCUGUUUAAUCUCCGAGUCCCUCUAUGACACUACAGUGUAGACAAGACUCUCCAUAGACUCCACAGUGAGUGUAAAUAAAAGCAGGGCAUGUGUAUGUUAGCCCAGGUGCUGGUGAAAGGCUCAACACUAAGCACAAAGAAACAGCAGAUGGUCUCCAUUGUUCCUGUCAGAUGUCAUUGGCCAAUGUCAACAUGUUUCUGUGUCAGUUCUCCGGCACAUACAAACUCCCCUGGUGACAUGUCGGAGACUGACGUUGUUUCUUCAUUGUUCAGAUACAGUGAACAACAUCCACUUAUCUGAUGGAGAUGUCUCUGUCUAAUGAUCAGUUUAGCUCUCAGGUUAUCUAGAGCGGAGAUGUUGUGCUUUCUCUAAACUAGCUAAUCCCUAACGAAGGAGGAUAAAAGAGUGACCCGCCUCGCUUGUUUCCUCACCAUCCUCCUCUCUCUCUCUCUCUCUCUCUCUCUCUCUCUCUCUCCGUAAUGACUGAUAGCAUCUCUGCUCGCUGAAGAGCUUGUUGAGCCUCGAGCAGAUGUAGUUGGGCCUGAAGGAGGACUCAUAAAAGCUUCCUGUGUGUGUGUGUGUGUGUGUGUGUGUGUGUGUGAGUGCGCGCGUAUAUCUGCAUGCAGACAGAGACUUAACAUGAAACACCACCGCCUCAAAUUCUCCCUUUUCUCUCGUCUAAUUAGAUUUCUCCCACAUUGAUCUUCAAACAUCCCGAUAUCCCUCCUCCUCCUCCACCCCCCUUCUCCUUGAGAGAGGGCCCACACAUCAAUCCGUGGACGUUUUUGAUAGUUUCAUUAAGAGUGUAAUUAAUGCUCAUUAAUAUGCAUAAAACGGGUAACAGUAGCGGUCUGUAGCGGAGACGAUGCUAUCUCCAAAUGAAAGAGAGUAAUUAAAGGUUGGUGUAGGCAGAGAAUAGAAUCCUCCUUCUCUUGCAAUGCUCCUCUCUCCUUUAGAUUAGGCCUGAAGUGCUGUCCAUACACACUACCCCAAUGCCUCAUCUUUAAACUGAAAAUGUGUGUAAUCUCAUUUAUGCCAAUACGUACUUGCCAAUGUUUUUUCUGAUGAGCAUUUCCUACGACAGGGUGUUGAAAUGACUGGGAACUAUAUUGCCCUUAUUGCACUAUUGACGAACUACAGAUGUAGGAUCUUAAUUUGAGGUAGUUUGCUACAGCAGGAAAAUUAUCCUGCAGCAACAUUAAAUGUGAAUUAUUAUGUGGAUUAUAAUAAAUUUACAUUUUUGUAGGGGUUGAUCAAUUUUUCGUAAGGAAAAAUCAAGUCUGAAAUUUCAAAGUGGAAAUUACAAACUUCAGAAACCUUUUUAAACCUCAAUUGCACUACACAUUUAAAAUGUCCUGAAUUGCAGGAAGGUUCUCCUGUAACAGGGUGAUCAAAUUAAUAUCCUACAUCUACUAAUUUAAAACCAGUACCUAUUCUUAUUAUGGAAAUAAUGUACUAUAAUGUAAUAUGUGUGAUACACAUUAAUUGUCACUAAAGCUCUAGUGUCCCAGCCCUAUCCAGUUGCCUUUGCUUUUCUUUUUGGUAGUGUAUUUUAGGAGAUAACAUUACAAAGUUGUGUGUGGAUGGAAAUAAGUUGACUUUACUGUGAUGCACUCAAAGCCAGUUGUAUUUGUCCUCUUCUGUCAUGUGCAUAGAGAACUAAUUAAUCUGAUCUUCAAAUAAAGGCAACUCAUUGCAUAAAUUACGUCUCUCAAAUGUAGACGGAUUUGUUUUUGAUGUUGUUUUUUUUAAUGUUUUUUUUAUUUUUUAAUAAUAUGUAACAACAAAUCUGGUAGAGCAGUGUCUUUGUUUAGAUGAAGAGCCCUCAAGUGUCAAAUUAACAUGAGAACCAGCCUGGGGUUUAGGCUUUAAUAUAUUCUAUUUAUAUUCUCUGUACACUGAAGUCAAUUAGUUAUAUUAGUUCUUAAUUUCCUGUCUCAGUAACUUCACUAUGCCUGUUGUUUCACUCUUAAUGCCUUAUGGCUGAAGUUGGGGGCGCACAAAAGAAACGUUCAAGCAAAUUGAGAUGAAUGACAAUUCAAGUUACAACCGCAGAUCUCAAAUUAGGAUUCAACCCUUAGUGGAUUUUGUCUUCUUUAGUAGUAUUUUUCUUCACUAUUUUUUACAAUUUCAUGCAAAGGGUUAAAUGGAUUUGCCAGUGGUGUCCUUCUGAUAUUCUGCACUAAAUGCUCUUAUUGACUUCUCUCUUCCUCUUCUUUUCCGUCCUGUCAUCGCUCUCUCUCUCUGUGAUGGAAGCUAAGCGAAGCCAGUCUAUCACCAACUGUGUCCAUCUUUACGAGGCUUUGCCCGCUACUAAAAGCGUUCCUAUGCUGCUUCACACUGUGAGCUCUUUCUUGCCUGGUAUCUCCUCCCCUUCCGGUAACUCUUGCUCUCACAGGCUUUCAGGUAAAGUGUUCUGAGAGCUGUCUGUGUGGUGUCCUCCCACCUUCACCCUGUCUGUCUCUUCCGUCUGUCUGUCUGUCACUACUCUCUCUCCCGUCUCCUAUUCUCCUGUCAGUCUCUCACUGUUUUAUUAACACUCACUGAAGUGGAAACCCUUGUUGUUUCUCACAGCUACUUACUGUCGUUUUGGUUUGAAGUGGAUUGAAAGUAAAAAAGGACGAUUGUCUGAAGAAAAUUCUAUACUAAUGAGUUCUAAUGUGUGUUCUAAUGUUUAUAACUAUGUUCCUAUCCCAUCUCAGUAUGUGGCUAAAACAAUGUAACCAUUUUGUCAUUUUAAAGGUGCUACACAUAGGACUUUCUAGAAUUUUUGCUUUGUAAUUUCAGAAAAUGCCCAUAAUAUAUCUGGCACUAAUAGUGGAAUGAUAGUGUUUCUCAGCAUUACUUACCCACCAGUGUUGUGAUUGGCUAAGAUAUUUACCUAUUGGUUUCUCCCGCCAGAGCGUCAUCUGUUGUCAAUCUGGGAAGGCUGUUCUGACUUUGUGGCUGUGACCAAAAGUAUGUGGACACCUGCUGAACAUCUCAUUACAAAAUCAUGGACAUUAAUAUGGAGUUGGUCUCCCUUUUGCUGCUAUAGCAGCCUCCAUUCUUCUGGGAAGGCUUAGCACUAGAUAUUGGAACAUUGCUGCAGGGACUUGCUUCUAUUCACCAACAAGCAUUAAUGAGGUCAGCAAUGAUGUUGGGCGAUUAGGCCUGGCUCGCAGUCAGCGUUCCAAUUCAUCCCAAAGGUGUUCGAUGGGGUUGAGGUCAGGGCUCUGUGCAGGCCAGUCAAGUUCUUCCACACCGAUCUCGACAAACCAUUUCUGUAUGAACCUUGCUUUGUGCAUGGGGGCAUUGUCAUGCUGAAACAGGAAAGGGCCUUCCCCAAACUGUUGCCACAAAGUUGGGAGCACAGAAUUGUUUAGAAUGUCAUUGUAUGCUGUAGCGUUAAGAUUUCCCUUCACUGGAAGUAAGGGGCCUAGCCCGAACCAUGAAAACAGCCCCAGACCAUUAUUCCUCCUCCACCAAACUUCAGUUUGCACUAUGCAUUGGGGCAUGUAACGUUCUCCUGGCAUCCGCCACCCUGACAGAUGGUGAAGCGUGAUUCAUCACUCCAGAGAAUGCAUUUCCACUGCUCCAGAGUCCAAUGGCGGCAAGGUUUACACCACUCCAGCUGACGCUUGGCAUUGCGCAUGGUGAUCUUAGACUUGUGUGCGGCUGCUCUGCCAUGGAACCCAUUUCAUGAAGCUCCCGACGAACAGUUCUUGUGCUGACGUUGCUUCCAUAGACAGUUUGGUACUCGGUAGUGAGUUGGAGGUCAGACGAUUUUUACGCGCUUCAGCACUCGGCUGUCCCGUUCCGUGAGCUUGUGUGGCCUACCACUUCGCAGCUGAGCCGUUGUUGCUCCUAGACGUUUCCACUUCACAAUAACAGUACUUACAGGUGACUGGGGCAGCUCUAGCAGGGCAUAAAUUUGACUAACUGACUUGUUGGAAAGGUGGCAUCCUAUGACGGUGCCACGUUGAAUGUCACGGAGCUCUUCAGUAAGGCCAUUCUACUGCCAAUGUUUGUCUAUAGAGAUUUCAGGCUGUGUGCUCGUUAUUAUACACAUGUCAGCAACGGGUGUGGCUAAAAUAGCCGAAUCCACUAAUUUGAAGGGGUGUCCACAUACUUUUGUAUCUAGUGUAGCGGAAAUAGCUAAUUUCCUGGUUGCUAAAAUUCUACUGUUCGCUCAAUUUUAGUUACUGUGAGAAAACAAGCACUGAAUAGUGUAGGGAAUCAUUGUACCAUCUAAACGGCUGUGAAAUAUAUUUUAAAUAACAAAAAAUAUAAUUAUUUCUGCAUUUUGAAGCUGGUGGACCAAAACCAAAAGUAACGGCUGUAAAAACAAUAUUUCACAGCGAUUUCGAUGGUGCAAUGAUUCCCUACACUAUUCAGGGCUUGUUUUCUCACAGUAACUGAAAUUGAGUGAACAGUGUAGAAUUUUAGCAACCAGGAAAUGACAGAGCGAUCUCCACUAGAUAACAUAGCCACUAGAUAACACAGAUGCCGCCCUGUUGGGAGAAAUCAAUAGCCGAAUAUCACAGCCAAUCACAACACUGGCGGGUAAGAAAUACUGUGAAACACUAUCAUGCCACUAUUAGCGGCAGAUAUACUAUAGACAUUUUCUGAAAUUGCAAUGCAAAAAUUCAAGAAAAUCCUAUGUGUAGCACCUUUAAGUUGCCAGAAUGCUGUGUGGUAGAGCAUGAUCAUGUGUAGUGUGCUGUAUAUGAGAUGAGUCUUGCCUGAUGCAUUGCUCUAACUCUCUGUCUUCUCCUCCCUGGUGGUGGUGCUCAGACGUGGAGGAGGGCCAGCUGUCAGAGUGUGGGGGAGAUGGGGAGCUGGAGACUGGAGACAGCCCUCUACCACGCAGCAGCAGCACCUCUGACAUCACACAGCAACUGGCUGACACCUUCCCAGGUAGGGAUACACCAAUGAGUGAGCGAACACACAGUAUGAGGGCAUGUUCUAACAGGCCAUUUUUGCUGCCCUCUAGUGGAGGUAUCUAUACUGCUGCUAACAAUGUGUCCAUCCAUACAGUGAUUGAUGUGCUUUAAAGCCUGCAGGCUACAGCAGUGGUUCCCAACCAGGGGUACUAGUUAUCUGGGAGUACUUGGCCUAUCCACGUUGGAUAUUUGAGAAGACUCAUGAGACCAUGGGCCUACUGGUAAAAUGCAAAUGAGGGGGUAUUUCUGGGGUACUCCGGGCUGAGCAAAAUUCAGUUGGUGGUACAGUAAUUGAAAAAGGUUGGGAACCACUGGUCUACAACUCCUAAUUCUGAUCAUGCAUCUAGAGGUGUAGGGAUGCGACUAGAACAGUAUUUAUGAGCAGACUGGCUGUCUGCUUUCUGCUGUGUGUGUGCAUCCAGUGUGAUUAACAGUCACUGUGACCUCCAGGCCACAAGAGAGAGUACUCCCCCAACAACUCCUGUGGCUCCGAUGGCAGGGCAUCGGAAGCGAGGACAGACAGCGACCCACCAGUGGUGAGAAUCACACACCCGAUGCAAAAUCUACGACCUUCUUACUUUGUUUGGUUAUUUCAGCAGGGCAUCUGUUGCAGUCUGAAAGAGGCAUCUCUGAAACACCCACUGAUGACUUCUCCCUCUGUGCUCCCAGAUUCUGAUCAGGCGUAGCAGCAGUCCUGCUGAGCUGGACUACUCUGUAGAGGGACACAACACCUACGCAAGGCCCAAGCUCCAGGAGAAAAGUGUGAGUGUGAGCAGCGAGACGUCCAACGGCUACUUGAACGACGCUGACGGCAGCCUGCUGGCCUGGCAGGCUUUUGAGGAGGAGGCAGACACCCAGUCAGCCCAGAUAGACGUCACAGCAGACACCGGGAGCCAGAGGAACCUUCUGCUCAGCCGCAAUGAGGCCCUUGCAGGUACUGGACUGGACUGGACUGGUUGGUUUGAGGGGGGGGGGGGGGGGGGGGGUCUGCGUAAGGUUUCUGGGGGGGUUGAUGCUGGUGAACGAGGCUUGGAGGGGAUUGGUUUAAAUGGGGUAAAUAUUGUAGCAUAUGGCCUUCAGGUUCACUAAAUGUGUAUUCUGUGGGAUUUGUCAGGUUCACCUGAAGUGUGUUUGUCCGUGGGUCGUGAUGGGAUUUAUCUCAGAGCAGCCUGACCUUUCAGAGGAUUAGCAUAGCCUUCAUAGCCAGUACUGCUCUACAGUAUCUUCUUCCUCUGCCUGCUGUCCCUCACCUUGGCCUCUGAAGCUCUGUAAAGAGAACGCUCCCUCUCUCCACCUCUAUCUAGCCUUGGACGUGUUCCGGUUUUACCACCUGCUCAGGGGUCUUUAUUCAGCGGGCAGCUGGGCCCUUUUGUUUAUUUAGCUGUGUUUGGUAUUAGGUUAACACCUCAUGGCUAUUGAGGGAGGGAACAUAAAGAUGGAAUGGUUACCACUGUUACAUGUUUACUGGGCAACGUUAGGUGAGAGUCUCCUUGCUAUUUAGAAAUGUUAGGUACGUCUACGGAUAGUAUCUCAAAAUAUUAUUGUGGUUCAGCGGGCCGAUGCUCCCCUUUAGCGUAGGUGAAUAUUUGGGAAAAACAGCUAUGGCUAAUAGCUGUCAAUUCUUGUCAAAUGAAAGAAUACCUCAGCUGUAACCCCUGACCCUUAGCGUAACCCCUGACCCUUAGUGUAACCCCUGACCCGACACCAUCCCCACCUCGUCUGUGCUGUCUGUACUCUUACAUUUAUUCAUUGUGAAUUCACUGUCCUCUGUCAUCUUGUCCCUGUGCUCUGUCAAGCUCCACUGUCUUCUGGUUGUCCCCUUGUCUUGUUUUAGGUCCUGAGUGUGUCCUCUCUCCCCACUCCGCACCCCUGUCCCACCACCAGCAGCACCCCCCUGCCUCGCCAGCUUUGCUCGUGCACACUGAGUGCCGGGACUGCCCCCAUCUCCUGGAGGACAGCAUGCAUCAGUCUGUGUUACACAUGCCUCAGGACCUGGGUACUGCUACUGCCCCUAAACACCCCCUUUUUAGCCUGCCUUGCCCACCACCCUCUGUGUUAAUCUUAUACCCAACCCACCCACACCCCCAUCACAUAUGUGUUCAGCUGUGUGUGACUCUGGUGACUGGGCAAAAUUAAUCUGUGUUGAAUCACCUCAGUGUCCGGGGUGUGGACAGGCCUAGAGUUCUAGUGUUAUACUAUAGAGUUUUAUACAGUAGUAAAUCAGUGUUCUCUCUCUCUCUGUCUCUGUCUCUCUCUCUCUCUCUCUCUGUCUCUCUCUCUCUCUGUCUCUCUCUCUCUCUCUCUGUCUCUCUGUCUCUCUGUCUCUCUGUCUCUCUGUCUCUCUGUCUCUCUGUCUCUCUGUCUCUCUCUCUCUCUCUCUCUCUCUCGCUGUCUCUGUCUGUCUCUCUCUCUCUCUCUCUCUGCUUUAUCUGGUCUUGCAGACAGCAGUGAGUGUCUGACUGAUGAUGUCAGCAUCAUCGCAGGCGGGAGCCUGACAGGCUGGCACGCUGACUCCGCGUUUGUGCUCUGGAGGAGGAUUCUGGGUAUCCUGGGGGACGUCAACAGCAUCCGCUGCCCCAGGAUCCACGCCAAGGUGUUCAGUUACCUCUACGACUUGUGGCACAAACUUGCUAAGGUAAGCACUGCCCAGCCUCCAAACACUCUUAUAAGCUCUGAUGACAUGUCAUGUACAGUAAGUUUGUCUCAGUCAAUAUUUUGUUCUGUAGAUUUUCAGUCUGGAUAAUGCAGUAAUGCACUAAUUGCAGAUCCGGGAUAACCUGGGCAUCAGUGUGGAUAACCAGUCGUCUCCUCCCCGACCUGUCUUCAUCCCUCCUCUCAGAAUGCUGGCCUCCUGGCUCUUCAAGGUGAUUCAGAGGUCCACUGACUCUACCCACAUCAAAGCCAUGCGUGUGACUAUAACUGUGUGACCCGGUCUCUCUCCCUUCUACCUCUCUCCUUCACUCCCUUUCUCUCCCUCUGUCCUCCUCUUACUUUUCCCCCAGGCCACCAUGCUGCCAGCAGAGUUCAAGGCGGGUAAGCUGCAGGCUUAUAAACUCAUCUGUGAGAUGAUGACCAGGAACCAGGACGUGCUGCCCAACAGUGACUUCCUGGUCCAUCUCUACCAAGUCAUGCACAAGGGCUUCACCAGCGAGGACCAGGUCAUUUUUGUGUUAUUCUAAGCAGGUUUUAAAGAUUUAGUAGGAGUGGUUCAUGUGAGACAGGUAAUGCCAAGAGGAAGCCUGACGAAGAUCCACAGUGGUCGAAACAUUGCCUCUAAAACUCGGAGGCACCUAAACUGUGCUGUCAUUCUCCUGUUUUCAUGUGCUAUUCUAUGUACCCUGUAUCUGUGGAAACGACUUGAUGUAGAUUCCAGUAACUAAGGCCAGAAGAGGGAGCCACUGUCAAACACAAGAGAAUGGGACUGCUCUUGUAGCCACCUGCCAAUAAACUACAGUUUGGAUCUGUUGAAUUGUGGCUGUACUUCCACUCAUAACCACUAGAUGGGGCUAUAAUCAAAGGAAUCUUAGCUUUGUUGCAUUGUCCUCUCGAUAGAGGAGUAGGAUGAUGAGAUGCAUGGUUGCGGGUACAUAGCACAUGCUUAUUGUCAUGUCUUGUCAUGUGUUGACAUAUGUCCUGCUGAUGAUGACAUUGCUUAUGCUUAACCUUUACCCUUCUAACUUAAUCUGGACUGACUGAGGUAAAUGUGAAGAUAGUUGAUGAAGCUGGUGAAGUAUUAUAUUGCGCGUAGGUAAGGUUCACCUGGGUUCACAUCGGUGUAAUUAAGUGUUCUCUAGGCCUCUACUCAGCUCUCAGCUGGAUCUCUCCAGACCUGUCUCUCUGUCUCCUCGGGAGGACAGCCAACCGGUGGUGAUGGUACACUGUUUUGGCAUGUUGUCUCCUCUCAAUUCAGCAUGGUUCUCCUCUAGCUAGCCACACCCUGCCUAGCUGGCUGGCUGGCUGCUCAGCACAUUUGACGGAGCUCCAGUCCCCCCCCCCAAAACAAAGACAGAGAGGGAGAGAGAGAAAGAGAUUGAUGAGGAAAGGGGGGAACACUGUGAAUAAAUUAGUUUGUUUUGUGUGUGUGUAUGCUCUGCCCACAGGUUUAUAUUGCGCUUUGGCAGAGCGACAAGCUUAUUAGAAUGUUUUCCAUGUCGUUAAAUAAUGUUUGAGCCCCUGCCGUGUAUACGUGAUUAAUUAAGGAUUGAUGUCUGUCGUGCUCCGUUAGAGUGACACGUUGGCUGGGGCUAAAGAGGACGGGAGGGGGAGACUGGGGAGGAGAGGGGGGUCCCGGAGAAUGCGCUGUGGGGAAAUGAAGGGGCCGGCGCAGAGGGACAGCGUGGUAUUCUCCAGCUUUUGUUGUGCCUAAAUAUAAGAUGGGGCCAGGCCGCCAGUGCUGAGCUGGCUGGGCGCUGGAGCGUGCUCAAAUUGGCCGGAGAAAGAGUCCUCACGCCACACAAUGGAGGGACAGCCCAGCCGCACGCCUGCUUUACAUAAGAAAGUGCCUCUUACUCCAUCCCACUCCCCCUCCCUCUAUCCCAGGGGUGUUACACUAAUUUAGGUUAUUUCCUUGCUGUCAAAAUUUGCUGAAGAUAGUCCUCUAUCCAUCGCUUUUGGAGUUUUCAAUACUCCCUGUCGUCCCUGACUGUUUAUAAUUAUUAGCCAGCUGGACACAGUCAAGACAGGGUAUAAAUGUAGGUCCAUUAUCAUUUCUACACAGUUUUGAUUUGGUUUUAGUCAUUUUAAAGUAUAUUGAGUACUUACAAAAAUACUCAAACCACCCGCGAGCCAGAUUGGACACUUCCUGUAUGUGUUGUACGUUUGGCAGCCCUGCUCUAUCCCCUCUAUCCACCCUCCCUACAGUAUCCCUUCCAAAUCUAAUGUUCUUCUCUCUUUAGUCUACUCUGUCCCACUCGCAUGCUCCGUAUUUAUUUCUCCCCAUUUCUUUGUGUUUCUAAUAGGCUGUCUAGUACUUUUUAAAAACUCAUAUUGUAUGAUUUUUAAGCACUGCACAUGUUUGCAAAUAUAACGUGGCAGCGUGUUUCACUGAAAGGGAGGGGGUAUGAAGGAGUGUACAUCGAGACACGAGACAGUUGGUAUGGCCUUGGGCCAAUGGUAGUAAUCUAUUUUAUAAGUGUGCACAUCAGCCUACUGUGAAGGGUUGUUGCUUGUGCAUCAAAAUGGGCCUUCUAGGGCUGUGUGUUGGUGUGCUGGGUGUGAGCCAGUCAGUAAACAUCUCUCUCACACCUGCUCUCCCUAUGCACAGCCAUGGGCUUCUUUAUUCACCUCAAUUUAUCAGUGAAGAGAAAACUGGGAUUAUUUAAUCUGUGUAACGGAUGCCUGUGGAGAGGGAGGGAAAAUGUGACGGUUGAGUUCUGUUGCGGUUCAAAUCCCAGCGGCUUAGUAUUGAUUUUCAAAAGGACCUCUACACCUUGACACAUUAACAGGAGGGGUCUAUCUAUUAGCCUGGACUGGGAAAAUCCUAUUUUUCACACACUUUCUGUGAUAAGAACUUAUAGUAAUGCCAUGAUUUCAGUCUUAUGCAAUAAUGACCAGUAAAUUGUAUUCACACCCCUUGACUUUUUCCACAUUUUGUUAUUUUACAAAGUGGGAUUAAAAUUGAUUUAAAUGUCAUUUUUUGUCAUCGAUCUACACAAAAUACUAUGUCAAAGUGGAAGAAAAAUUCUAACAUUUGUAAAACAUUUAUAAAAAAUAAAACUCUAAUACAGUGCCUUAUUCCACAUUUUGUUCUUACAGCCUGAAUUGAAAAUUUAUAAAAAAUAAAUAAAUAAUUGAAACCAUCUACACACAAUACCUCAUACAGUGAGGGAAAAAAGUAUUUUGAUCCCCUGAUGAUUUUGUACGUUUGCCCACUGACAAAGACAUGAUCGGUCUAUAAUUUUAAUGGUAGGUUUAUUUGAACAGUGAGAGACAGAAUAACAACAAAAAAAUCCAUAAAAACGCAUGUCAAAAAUGUUAUAAAUUGAUUUGCAUUUUAAUGAGGGAAAUAAGUAUUUGACCCCUCUACAAAACAUGACUUAGUACUUGGUGGCAAGACCCUUGUUGGCAAUCACAGUGGUCAGACGUUUCUUGUAGUUGGCCACCAGGUUUGCACACAUCUCAGGAGGGAUUUUGUUCCACUCCUCUUUGCAGAUCUUCUCCAAGUCAUUAAGGUUUCGAGGCUGAUGUUUGGCAACUCGAACCUUCAGCUCCCUCCACAGAUUUUCUAUGGGAUUAAGGUCUGGAGACUGGCUAGGCCACUCCAGGACCUUAAUGUGCUUCUUCUUGAGCCACUCCUUUGUUGCCUUGGCCGUGUGUUUUGGGUCAUUGUCAUGCUGGAAUACCCAUCCACGACCCAUUUUCAAUGCCCUGGCUGAGGGAAGGAGGUUCUCACCCAAGAUUUGACGGUACAUGGCCCCGUCCAUCGUCACUUUGAUGCGGUGAAGUUGUCCUGUCCCCUUAGCAGAAAAACACCCCCAAAGCAUAAUGUUUCCACCUCCAUGUUUGACGGUGGGGUUGGUGGUGUUGGGGUCAUAGGCAGCAUUCCUCCUCCUCCAAACACGGCGAGUUGAGUUGAUAACAAAGAGCUCGAUUUUGGUCUCAUCUGACCACAACACUUUCACCCAGUUCUCCUCUGAAUCAUUCAGAUGUUCAUUGGCAAACUUCAGACGGCCCUGUAUAUGUGCUUUCUUGAGUAGGGGGACCUUGCGGGCACUGCAGGAUUUCAGUCCUUCACGGCAUAGUGUGUUACCAAUUGUUUUCUUGGCGACUAUGGUCCCAGCUGCCUUGAGAUCAUUGACAAGAUCCUCCCGUGUAGUUCUGGGCUGAUUCCUCACCGUUCUCAUGAUCAUUGCAACUCCAUGAGGUGAGAUCUUGCAUGGAGCCCCAGGCCGAGGGAGAUUGACAGUUAUUUUGUGUUUCUUCCAUUUGCGAAUAAUCGCACCAACUGUUGUCACCUUCUCACCAAGCUGCUUGGCGAUGGUCUUGUAGCCCAUUCCAGCCUUGUGUAGGUCUACAAUCUUGUCCCUGACAUCCUUGGAGAGCUCUUUGGUCUUGGCCGUGGUGGAGAGUUUGGAAUCUGAUUGAUUGAUUGCUUCUGUGGACAGGUGUCUUUUAUACAGGUAACAAACUGAGAUUAGGAGCACUCCCUUUAAGAGUGUGCUCCUAAUCUCAGCUCGUUACCUGUAUAAAAGACACCUGUGAGCCAGAAAUCUUUCUGAUUGAGAGGGGGUCAAAUACUUAUUUCCCUCAUUAAAAUGCAAAUCAAUUUAUAACAUUUUUGACAUGCGUUUUUCUGGAUUUUUUUGUUGUUAUUCUGUCUCUCACGGUUCAAAUAAACCUACCAUUAAAAUUAUAGACUGAUCAUUUCUUUGUCAGUGGGCAAACGUACAAAAUCAGCAGGGGAUCAAAUACUUUUUUCCCUCACUGUUUUUCUUUUGUGGUAAUUUGUUGAAAAUUAAAUUCGGAAUUAUCUAAUUUACAUAAGUAUUCGCACCCCUGAGUCAAUACUUUGUAGAAGCAUCUUUGGCAGCAAUUACAGCUGUGAGUCUUUCUGGGUAAGUCUCUAAGAGCUUUCCACACCUGGAUUGUGCAACAUUUGCCCGUUUUAUUAUUUUCAAAAAUCUUCAAGCUCUGUCAAAUUGGUUGUUGAUCAUUGCUAGACAACCAUUUUCAGGUCUUGCCUUAGAUUUUCAAGCAGAUUUAAAUCAAAACUGUAAUUUGACUACUCAGGAACAUUCACUGUAUUCUUGGUAAACAACUCCAGUGUAGAUAUGGCCUUGUGUUUUAGGUUAUUGUUCUGCUGAAAGGUUCAUUCAUCUCCCAGUGUCUGUUGGAAAGCAGACUGAACCAGGUUUUCCUGUAGGAUUUUACCUGUGCUUAACUCCAUUUUAUUUCUUUUUUUAUCCUGAAAAACUCCCCAGCCCUUAACGAUUACAAGCCUACCCAUAACAUGAUGCAGCCACCACUAUGCUUGAAAAUAUGGAGAGUGGUACUCGGUAAUGUGUUGUAUUGGAUUUUCCCCAAACAUAACACUUUGUAUUCAGGACAAAAAGUGAAUUGCUUUGCCACAUUGUUUGCGGUAUUACUUUAGUGCCUUGUUGCAAACAGGAUGCAUGUUUUGGAAUAUUUUUAUUCUCUACAGGCUUCCUUCUUUUCACUCUGUUAUUUAGGUUAGUAUUGUGGAGUAACGACAAUGUUGUUGAUCCAUCCUCAGUUUUCUCCUAUCACAGCCAUUAAACUCUGUAGCUGUUUUAAAGUCACCAUUGGCCUCAUGGUGAAAUCCCUGAACGGUUUCUUUCAUCUACCAAUAGGUGCCCUUCUUUGCGAGGCAUUGGAAAACCUCCUUGGUCUUUGUAGUUUAACCUGUGUUUGAAAUUCACUGCUCGACUGAGGGACCUUACAGUGUGGGGUACAGAGAUGAGGUAGUCAUUCAAAAAUCAUGUUAAAGCUGCAAUAUGUUAUUUUUUGGGCUACCUGACCAAAUUCACAUAGAAAUGUGAGGUGGAGAUCUGUCAUUCUCAUUGACAGCAAGUCUAAGAAUCGGUAGAUCUGUUUGUGCGCCAUUUCUAUGCUUCCUGUUCUUAAGUUUCGUUUUUGCAUCUUACUUUCGGUUUUGUACAUCAGCUUCAAACAGCUGGAAAUACAAUAUUUUUGGUUAUUGAAAAUAUAUUUCAGAGCAGUUUAGAUGGUAAAAUGAUUCUCUACACUGCUUGCUUGUUUGUCACAAACUUAAAUUAGGCGAACUAUUUGAAUUUUAGCAACCAGGAAAUGGCUGAGCGAUUUCUGCAUAUUGCACCUGUUAUAUGGAGAGUGGUACUCAAUAAUGUGUUGUAUUGGAUUUUCAAAUGCAAUAUGCAGAAAGUAUUGUUAUAAGUAUUCAACAAAGGGGUUGAAGACUUGACUCAAGACAUUUCAGCGUGAAUUUUUGUAUUCAUUUGUAAAAACAUAAUUCCACUUUGGCAUUAUGGGGUAUUGUGUGUAGUAGGCCAGUGACAAAAAGGUCUAAAUUUAAUCAAUUUUAAAUUCAGGCUGUAACACAACAAAGUGGAAAAAGUCAAGGCACUGUGAAGACUGAGGCUCAUUUCCUGUGUGUAGUGUGCCUUCAAACACGGCAGAAUGAAAGGGUUAAGAAGCCUCCUGUCAGGGUUGUGUUAAUGCACCUUUUGUUGAGUAGAGCAGAGCAGGCCAAUCCAACUGCCAACCCUCAGCCCCACCACACAGGACCAAUUCCCAUCUCUACUACCACACAUUCAUUUCACAACCAGCUCCCUCUACUUACAGGCGCAAUGGAAAUGCUUUGUAGGUUUGUUGCUUGCCUUAAAAUGCUCAUUUCAGGCAAUCAGCCGACAGUUUGUUGGCAGCUAAUUACCACAGACUGUUCUCCACAUUACGCCUCUCAGAGGUCAAUUACGGCAGAAAUGACGGUAAAAUGGGCCUCAAAGCCCUAAUGCUCCAAACCAAUUUUCGGCUUCUGUCGGCACUGUGUAUGUUUUGACUUGUUCCUUAUUGCCUGCGUGUUUUUCUAUUCCUCUUUUGUUUCCCCGCUCUGUGUUUACAAAGGCUUCAUUUGAGGUGAUUUAAUGUAGCUGGUGGGUGGGUUGGGAGGGGUAGAGCAGAGCGGGGGUGGAGGUGUGCGGAGUGUGUCGGGUGUUUGUUGAGGUGCACUGGGGUUUAGGGCUCGGGGAGACACGGCCACUGUUUGAACGACCUGAUUUACACACAUUUACAGCUACCCAGAAGGCAGGUGUUCCCUGCCUGGACCUUGUCUGUGUACACACACACUGGCUUAGCAAAGAUAAGCGGGCAAACCAGUCUCCCCUUUAUGUAGGCCUUUUACAUUCUUAUCUCAUAAAGAAUUUCAGUUCACUCCUGACAUUUUAAGGCAACAUGACUGUACUUUUACUAGCCAUCAGGGUAAUAAGAUGGUCGUCGAUCCAUUGUUGUUAUGGAGCUGUAUUAUCUGCCCACGUAUAGAGAAAUCACUCUUUAAUACAGCUUAUGUCAACACCCAUCUGGCACAGAGAGAUCACUGUGCACCUGAACAAUACCUUAUCCCUGGCUUUAAUUACGUGUUUGUGUGUGUGUGUGUGGAAAGUUGCAGGUCUUUUGUUCCACCAUUCCGCCUCCCUUGUGCUGUGAUCAACCCAUCUGCUGCCUCUUUCUCCUGUUCCCCUCUUUUCUUCCAUCCCUCGUUCAAACUCUCAUUUUUGGGUUUUGUAAAAGAUGGACUGUGAAAUUCUGUGCUAUCCUGAGUGCACUGUUGUCAUAUUUGUACCAAUUUGGGAAGGACUACUAUGCAAUCAUUCCUUUCCUGAGCUCAGUGUCUGUCCAUUCCCCAAAAUAAACUAACUCAGAAAUACAUACAACCUGCUUACAAAAUAUGUGUAUUUUAAUGAUCGUUCAAUCAAUCCAUUGACCUGACCACCAUUACCAUCUGUGUGGUGUUUGAUCCCUCCCAGGACGUUCUGAACACAGUCAUCCGUUCCUGUUCCCCGCGCUUCUUCUUCCUGGGCCUGCCGGGCUUCACCUUGCUGGUGGGGGACUUCAUCACCGCUGCAGCACGCAUCCUCAGCAACGACUCCUCCGAGGUACACAGUAUGGCAAGUCUUACAUUGCAUUAGCUACAACUGAAUUAUAAUGCAUUAUAUCAGUUGGCUAAUGGAAAUAUUAAAAAGCAAUAUUUGAUGUAAUAACAUUUAGGGUCAUUAUACAUAUUCUGCUAAACUUCAUUCUGAAGUUCAGAUUAGAGUGUGUUGAAUGUACUGCGGUGAAUUCAACUCAAGGCCAUAAUGCCGCAGCUCUUGGACGAUUUUCCUGGAAUCGUAAUGUUUCAUGUUCUGUAGCGAUGAGAUGACGAAUGUGUGUUAUUUUCCUCUGAAAGGCUCCGAGGAUAGAAGCACAGACUGUCCUUGGGUCGCUGGUCUGUUUUCCCAACCUCUACCUGCAGAUUCCACUACUGCAGACCAUUCCCGGAACUGAUGACAUCGUUGUCCGGAACGAGGACAUCAAGGUAUUAAGAGUUCUUCCAUGUCCUUUGACCUUUUUAGUAAAUACUCAGACAGCAAACACAUUUUUAAAAAUGGUAUAGCAGUUCCCUGUAGUUACAAUUGAUGUAUUUUGAUGAAUAAGAUGGAACGUUUGGAUGGUAAUGAAGUGGAUUGGUCAUCAUCAUGUCUUCUCUCUGCCCUCUCCCUUCAGGACUAUCUGGUCAACAUCUUACUGAAGUCUGCACGGAAUGAACCCUGUGAAGCGGCCAGGUAUAGAAGGGAUAGGGGUGCGGAAGAAUGGUGGUUGUGAAGCAAUGGGACUGAUUAUAUUGAGUGGAUUAAGGUUCAUAUUUCAGAUAAAUAGUAUAUUGAAAUAAAAUAUUUGAUGAAUAUGUGUAAUGUAAGAAGAACAUUAUAGAGGGGUAGUGAAACUUAACAGAGAUACAACAAGAGUGAGUAAUUGGUCCCGUAGCGUAUAUCAGUAUUCUCACUGGUCUACUGUGUCUUUUAGGUGUAUGGCUGUAUGUAGUCUGGGCCUGUGGGUAUGCGAGGAGCUAAUGCAGCAGAAUAUUCACCACCAGGUCGAGGAUGCCAUCAAUGUUCUGGGUGUAACACUAAAGGUGAGUGUGUUCAUCAGCGUCUGUGAGUGCCAACGUGCUCAGUGGUGUGACUCAAACAGAUUUUUGAAGACCUCUGCUCCCCUGUCUAUCAGUGAAUAGAUGCAGAGAGAACCAGUUCUUUCUGAGGGUUUUGGGGAACGAGCUCGAGGGCUGUGGUGUAAUUUCCAGGCCACUCGCUCUCAGUGGAUGCAGUCCAAUUUAAGCAACCACAUCUCACCUCUAGUUUCCUACUAGUGCAGUCCUUCCCUCUAAUGGAGCAGUAAUCACUCCCCAGUCCAACUUGACACACACACUCAGCCGGCCCAAAAUAAAGGGGAUGUGGAGGCGAGGGAGGGAGGGAGGGGUGCUUUUCUAAAAGCAGGUGCUAAACUCUCAGGGUCUCUUUUUGUGUUGGGCCAUUUCUGCAUUGUCUGCCCUUGUUACAUGUCAAGAGGCAUUCAGCCAGAAAACAGGGGAAAUUCUAUUUCUGUGCCCUGAAUUCCAAAUCACAAUUUUCAGCUGUCUGCCAAUCCGUCCAUUAAUGAACUGUAGUUUGAAAGAAAGGUCUUUGCAGAACCAAGACAUUUUCAUACCUUUUUCUGUUGUGCCAGAGGUCCCCAUCCUGGUAUUGUACAACUACUCAUCCUACGACUUCCCAGAGUUUUUAACCCGGAUAUCUUGUUCUCGUGUCCCCUCUCUGGUCAGUUUGGGAACAAAACUGUGGCUCAGGUAGCCUGUGACCUGUUUCAGCUCCUCAUCUCUCACUGGGAACACCUCCAGAGGCUAGAGCGCUCUCUCCCAAAGAAAAUCAUUGAGGUAGGAUGCCACAGCUCCCCCGCACCUUGCUAAUAUGAGACAUGCUAUCCACUAUCACUUGCGAAAUACAUGUCGUCAAAGUAUCCCUAUCUUUUUGUGCCAUGCAGAUCUUUGUGGCCACUAUAGCAUUUCUGUUGCCGAGCGCAGAGCACUCGACGGUGGAGGCUGACAAAAAGGUAUAGGAAAUUGAAAGGGCAUAAAAUGGCUGAAGUCUGAAGGACCCUUUCUUCAUAGAUGUAGCGAGUGCAUUUGCACAGGAAUCUUGUUCUAUCUGGACCAUAAUCUGGGUCCUCCCCUAUCCUUCUCUCUCUCUCCCAAUCCAGCUCUUCUCCUCUCACCCCAGCGCUCUCGCUCUCUCCCUCACCCUCUCUCUCUCUCUGCCCUCCAGCUCUCUCUCUCUCUCUCUCUCCUUCUCUCUCUCAUCUCUCUCUCCUCUCUCCUCUCUCCUCAUCUCUCCUCCUCUCGUCUCUCUCUCUCCAUCCGCUCUCCUCUCUCUCUCUCUCUCUCUCUCUCUCUCAAGCUCUCUCUCCUUCUGCUCGUCUCCUCUCGUCUCUCGGCCUCUCUCUCUAUCUCUCUCCGAGCUCUCUCUCUUCUCUCGCAUCAUCAUCUCCCUCACUCUCUCUCUCUCUCUCUCCCUCUCGCUCUCUCUCCCUCCAGCUCUCUCUCUUUCUCCCUCCAGCCCUCACUCUCUCACCCUCUCACUUUCAGUCCAUCCCUCGCUCUCUCCCUCCCUAAUUACCUCUCUCCAUUGCUCAUCUCCUCCCUAGCUGCUUUACUAAUUAUCUUUGUCCGCAGUAGGCUUCAUUGUGUGUGUGGAGGGCACUGGGCUAAUGGAAAAGCCUCUCCUCUAUUUGUGUGACUCAGCUAAUGGUGUCUUUGCUGCUGUGCCUGCUGGACUGGUGUAUGGCCAUGCCCCUGAGCAUGCUGCUGGAGCCCAUCACAAUGCCCGUGCUGGAGGACCCCACAUCCCACAAGGCCCCUCUGCUCGACUACAUCUACAGGGUGGGUAACAGAAAAGAAUAGUGUCAUAGUACUUUGUCUUACCCACACCACAGACCUCUUCAGAAGCCCUAUUUUGCAUUUAAAGUGUUCUAUGACACCUUGGAAAUUAAUUUUCAAAUUUUGGUUUCCAGUUUCUACUGUUAUGUGAGAAUAUCCACCAAACCACCCCACCUGUUUGGUAAUACACAUGUGAUACACAGAAACAUUGAUUUAUAACAGGGAAGUAUUUUAGGUUACUUUGUUCUUGCCUUUUUAUUUUUCCCGAUUGGGUGUUUGAACCCUUAUUUAGCGAUUAAACGCAGAGGAGAGGCUGAGCAUCAGUCUAAAUGAAUGAGGUAUUAUUCAGUGGAGGUUUGACAGAUGCGGUCAAAGACAAACCUUUAUAUGGAUGUCACCCCUGAUAAGAAAUGGUCAAAUUAUUUAAAUAUGUCUUUGUCCUUGUGAUAAGCCUGGAUUUUAAAGCCUGUCUAGAUUUGAAUUGAAUAUAUCUUAAUAUGGGAGAGACUGCAGCUGCUAUGUAGGAAAUAAAUAAAUGUCAUUGGUUCUAUUGUGCACAUAAAAGUAAACUGUCACUUAAUUUCAUCAUAGGUAAAUCAGUGUAACACUGAUCUUAGUGAAAUGCUUGUCCUCUUGUUUUCAGAUAUAUAAUGUGAGGAGUAACAUAUUUGGACAACAUUAAUGUAAUAAAACCAGAAAAAUAUCACGCACACACAAAAUGCACUUCUACUGGUCUCCCAUACCAAAUUAUUUUCAAAACUGUACUCCCCAAAGAAACACUUUAUAUAAAUAUUUAAUUCUCAGUCUUUUCAGCUAGGCACUCAUUUACAUACCAGUAAACCUCACAAAAUGAAUAAAGCGAUUUGUCUAGUUUAUGCAUCUCUUUUGAAUUUGUUAUAGUAACUAUUUAGUUGUUUCUUAUACCAAAUCCUCAAUGAACAGAUUCAACUUAAAAGUGACCCUUUUCAUAUGCUGAUGAAUAAAGAUGGGAGAUUUCUGCACCUCUGCUGAGGGUUUGAGCUUGGUAUUUGUUGUAUUUGUGUCUAACAGCAUGAGGCUGGUCUGUGCAAAAGGCAUGAUUGCUCUGGACCUCCAUGCCGUGUCCUCCAUCUGCUCUCUGCCUGCCUCAGCAGCUGCACCCUCGCUGUGUGUGUGUGUGUGUAUGUUUCCUUGUGUGCAUGUUUUUGUGUGUCCAUGAGUGAGUGUGCAUAUGUGUCUACACGUAUCCAUGUUUGUUACCUUCCUGGAACUGUUGCUAUGCGAGGUGCAGCCACUUAGUCGUCAAGCAAGCAGAAGCUUUUUUUCUCCUCCACAGAGGAACCACUUUAGGGCUUUGGUGUGGCAGCUGUUUGGUUCUGGUCUUUUCACCAUAACCCCCCCCCCCCCCCCCCCCCCCCCCCCCCCCCCCCCCCCCCCCCAUACCCAGAGGACUCUAAGGCAUUAUAAUCCACAUACUGUCUGCAUUUCCCCACACAAUACUGUUUCAGAUGACAGGACCUGUACCUCUCCUCUCUGAUCCUUGGCCAAGUGUGCAUGUGUGUGUUGAAUGGGAUUAGCCAUUCAUUUACAUAGACCAGCCUCCACAAUGGGUUUACCAAGUCCACCCACUCAAUGUGAGAGGCCCCACAGUUUGCUAUUGUCUGGUAUGUCAGGCGUAGCUUCCACAUUUUUUUUUAAAAAUAUAUAUAAACUAAAACUUACAUAGACAAAAACCAGUAGACAACUUAUCAUUGACAUACUUCCAAAUACUUCACUGUAUACAGAGCAUAGGUGUUUGUUUGUGUGCGUGUCUGAGUGCCUGUGUUUGUGUGUGUGUCUGAGUGCAUGUGUUUGUGUGUGUGUGUAGUUGUGGGUGCAUGUUUGUGGCAACAUGAGCAGAAGGAUAAAGUCUUAAUUAAAUCAAACAGAGUAAACCUGGCCAAUCAGUGUAAUCAACUGGCCUAGCAUGUCUAAUCUAGUCCCGCCAACCGAACGGACGGAUGCCGCACCAUCUGUUAUGCAGAUCGAUACUCACUCAUCACAGGAGAAAUGGAUUAGUGGCAAUAAAGCGCCUCUCCUCCCUCAGGUGGAGGGUUACCAUGGCAAACAGACCAUAUAGUCCCCCUUCGUAUGUUCCUCAACCAUCCGAUGCUCGCUUCCUUACCUGGAACCUCUGCGUUUGAGAUUACUGUAUCAUUUUAAAUUGACUUGCCUAGUUACUUCCUUUCUCUGUGUUUCAGUUACUGUAAGGUCAAUGUUGUUCAGCUGUUCACUGGCUUCCGCUGCCGUCCAGUGCCACCACUGUCACAUAGUCCCCACUGAUAUUCUGUAACUCUCAGGCAGACUUGGUAGUGUCUGUAAUUAUCUAAUUUAUGAGUCCCAUGUAUUUGUUGAUGCUGUGCAGCCAGCCACACAAAGAAACAGUAGCAGUGACUGAAUGCAAGGUUACCACUGUCUUUCUCCUGUAGUGUUUUUAACCCACUAGGUGUUGACUCCUAUCCUCUGUCCCGUAGGUGCUACACUGCUGUGUCUCUGGCUCCAACCUGCACACCCAGCAGAGCCACUACCUCCUGAGUCUGUCUGACCUCUCCACUGACUACGACCCCUUCCUCAUACUGGGCCAGGUCAAGAGCUCAGAGCCCCCUCUCUCACACACCAACGCAGACUUUGGCAGCCUGCUCACCGUGGCCGAGGGUAAGGAGGCCAGAGACCUCACCGGCCACACUACUGUCACCAACACAGCAGGAUGCAGAAUAGGGAGACGAGGCGCCACCCGUUUAAUACCUGCUGUG
Messenger RNA from Coregonus sp. 'balchen', 45610 nucleotides. Lineage: Eukaryota; Metazoa; Chordata; Actinopteri; Salmoniformes; Salmonidae. The record is from the annotation of a GenBank genome assembly.